Xyrichtys novacula (pearly razorfish) is the source of this 74587-nucleotide messenger RNA. Lineage: Eukaryota; Metazoa; Chordata; Actinopteri; Labriformes; Labridae. The record is from the annotation of a GenBank genome assembly.
AAAAAUCAGCUGAUACUUCCACAUUGGGAUGAGUUUUAUUUUUUACUUUUAAUAUACUUUAAGCUGGAAUUCCUGCGCCAUAAAUAUGCAGUAAAGUAAUAUACCAGCUCAGCUUUGGGGGGCUGGCACCCUUGAGCAGCUGCUCAAUUGGUAAAGCUGGUAAUCAAGUAAACAUUGGUAAGGGAUUUAGGGAAAAACACAAUGUUAAAUUAAGAGCAGAUAACUUAAUUUCUUUCGACUUUGUAAUGGUGUGUUUUUAAUGCAAACCUUUUGCACUUAACAUUCUUACCUUGGCUGUUGAGCUGGUCAUUGGAUUCAGUGGGACUGUGCACAAGAAGCUAGACUGACCUAUGGAAAGGAGAAAGAAUCAACAGUCCAAACUCUUUAAAGUUCAUGUCUUCUCAUGAAGCAAUGUCUUAGGGUGAUAAAUUAGUAAAGUUUUCAUGACAAUAUUACAAAAGGUUUGUUUUUUAAAAGGGGGAAACUUUACCUUGUAACAAUGGAAACAGGUCAACCACAGCUUGGCCCAGCACCUCUGUCUUCACUUUACUUUUCUUGUCCUCGGGUAGGAUCUUUGUCACAGUCACUGAUUGCACAAAACCAUUCAUAUCAGUGCAUUAAAAGAUAUUAGCUACAAAUUCAAAAACAUGAUGCUGAACAGUCUAUUGCAUCAGAUAACAGAGGAAAAAUAAUAUUUUAACUUGGCUUACAAAUGAUUGGUUUCUGGGCAAUGUUACUGAGUGCCUGAGCAUCACUGGGGCAGUAAAAACUGCAGGUGAAGUUGUAAUCAACACACUCCUCCACAGGAUUGAACUGCUUCUGGUCUGACUGCCCCAGCACAUUUCCAUCUACUUCAGCCUGGAGAAAACUCUGGAAGAUGUCCUCCUUUUCUCCUUGCUGAAAAUACAAAAAAAUAAAAAUAAAAAAGUCAGUGAAUAAGGUUGAUACAGAAUAAGAAGGAUUUGAUGGUCACCAUCAUCUACAUGGUAUCUGCGAGCCUGGCACUGGACCAUUUCUUUUAUUUAUUCUAGACAGCUAAAUUGGGAAAAAAAUGAAGUUCAUUUUCACUGAUAUCAGGCACUUGGCAUGAUAUCUGCUCAUUUUUUCUCGUCUAACCAUAACACCUAUGUAGGAUGAGAGAUAAUAAUAGAGGAGUAAAGAUGGCAAUUCACCAAAUUCAUGCAAAAGAAUGUGCCAAUGUCUCUCCAGUGUGACAUCAGUCUGCAUGUGGGAGUCUAUUUUUCUUCACUGUAAGAUCUUUUGUGUGAAUGUGGACAACUUUUUGCCUCCUCUGUCUCAGUCAGAGGUCAAAAGUCUGCAGUCUGCAAUCAAACCUCACAAGAACACAGCUCUGGCUGCUGGUCUUCACAGAGUUAUUGUGCCUUUCAUGGUUUAAGUGCAGCAUGUAUAGUUCAAUUUGAGCUUUUUGCCCACCUUUAUUACUUCCACUGUUAUUUUCUUGCCUACCACAGUGACAUGCACUUAUUUUUCCCACCUUGUCACCUGCAAGCCAGCUGUUUUCCCUGUGUACACUGAAAAAAUUAACUGAUUAGAUUUACUGCUGAUCAAUGCUGCAAUAUCAAGUAACACUUACUUGCCAGUAUCAAGUAAAUUUUACUUUCCAUAAAACAGAACAGUUGUGAAGAUAUUUAGUAACAUUUACUUAAUUACAUCCAAGUUUUAAGUUAUAUUUAUUUUAACAAAUUAAGUAAAGUCUACUUGAGGUUCAUAGGCAGGAACCUCGCAUGUGUUGUAUGUUCAUAAUUCCACUGUAGCCUACUCACGGUAGAUGACUACAAAAGAGUUUACCGGACUAUUUCCACGGCUGACGGUUAUUUUUAUCUCCAUGUCUGUUCCUCCUCGACUCUCAAGCGUCUCCAUCGUGUAAAUCACUUAACCUUGGCAAAAAUCAAGAAAUGUGCACAGACUCUGUCUUAGUUUCGGCCGUUGAUACUUGUUCGUGAGCCGUGCGAGCUGUUUCCAUGGAAACGUGUUAAACAUAGGGAGGCGUUCACGUACAGUCUGUAAAAACUAUAACUCUCUCUCUAUAUUUUUUUAUUUGUCCUAGUCUAGCAGACCCGCAGUUAUUUAAAAGAUUACAAAAAUAAUGUAAUCUUUUAUCUCGACUUCAGAAUUUCUCCUUGCAGCCUGUUAUUGCCUUCAUGCCUUUAACUAUCUUUUGUGCACUGUAGUACAACCAGAGGGGCAGCAGGGGUCACUAUUUUCACAAGAAAUAUUGCUAAACUUGGAUCAGUAUUUGCUGUGUAGUUGUACUGUAAACUUAAGCAUCACGUGCAUUUUGGACGACCACCUCUUAGGGGUUUGAAUAAAUGAAGCAUCUACAAUUACCAAGGAAAUAGGUUAAUAGGAAACCCAAACAAUACGAGAACCCUACAACAUAAAAGGAGACCAUGAGGACCAAAAUAAAAACAUAAAAUAGGUAAGAAGAAGACAUGUAAUAAAAAAGGGUGUUGAAAGCAGAAAACAGGAUAUUAAAUAUAAAAAGACAGUAUUCAUAAUAAUUAUAAAAUCAUAAUUAAAUAAUAUUGAUGGUAAUAUUAAUGAUAAAAUGGAACAACAUAAAUGAGAAGAACAAAUAAAAAUAAAUAAAUAAAUUAAUUGAUUAAAUUAAAUAAAUAAAAGGCCUUAAAGGUUAAAUAAGAAAAUAUUAUAAGUAAAACAGAGACUAAAGGGACAAUAAGUCUAAAAAGAAGCCCGGUCAGAGCAGCUGACCUCCGUAUCACAGGGGGGCGCUCUAAGUAAAACUCCCACCUCUUUAGUGUUAUCGUCAACUUGCGCUGCUCUAAACGGCUCGGCUAACUUCUUCCGGGAGUUAUACUAUCAAUGAUUUUGUCAGUUUAGUGGGAUUGAAACACUUCUCUGGUGUUUGUAUUUUACUGUCGUCAAAAAUGUCGUACAACUACGUGGUAACCGCCCAGAAGCCAACGGCAGUGAACGCCUGUAUCACAGGUAAAUACUUGCUGUUUGUUUGUGCAGAGAUGAGGCUUCAGCUCCUGCGUGCUCGCUCAGCUCCCGCGCUGCGAGUGUAAAGCUCCAGACAGGCCUGUGGCUAGCCUAGCUGAUGUUGUGCUAAAUCAAGUGUUUACAUCCAGGAAUAGGCAUACGUGUUUCCAUGCAAUUAAUGCAAAUAAGCCUCUAAUCGUUAGAAAUCUGUGUUAAAGCACCCUGUUGUCGCUGUUUCGUGUUCAGUCGGUCGCUGGUGUUUGUGCAGAGUUUGGUUACCCAACAUGAAAACUGAGAUCGUCUGUUAUGAGCCAGAGCUGUUUAAAACGGCUACAGUCAUGGCUUAGAAGGUUUCAUUUUGGCAUCUGUUUUUUUCUGCAAACAGCUCUCCGUUAACUGUUUAUAAAAUUGUGUGAUCUCAUGCAUAUGGGCCACAACACACUGAAAAUAGAGAAAUGCUGAGAGGCUGGUGAGACGAGAUUUAUACUGACAUGUAAUGAAGCAACAUUUUCAAACUCUUCUGGCCAAUACAGAAAUUAUACAUCUUAAUUUUUAGGUGUUGUUUUUGCCUUUAUAAACCAGUGUCCUUUUGACAUGUUCUCAGACUCUGGUUUCACCCACUUUAGCCAUAUUAUCACAAUCUCUGCAACAGCACUUUAUCCACUCAUACCAUCACCAUAAUGACUGUUUUUUUUUUUUUUUUUGUUAAAUUUUCCUAGUAGGAUGAAUCACUGUUAUGGUUUUCUAACAAGAGUCCCUGAAGCCAUCUGCAGUUCAUUUAGAUUUCUGACCAUGUCUUAAGAAGUGCAGCACACUACUCUGGCAUUAAUAGGAGGACUCACACAUCCCCUAUUCUUAAAGCACUACAUUGGCUGCCUGUGUCCUCUAGGAUCAAUUUCAAAAUUCUGGUCCUAACAUUUAGAGCCUUGCAUGGUCAGGCUCCAUCUUAUAUGUGUGAUCUGAUCCAGCCUUACACCCCCUCUCGGGCUCUGAGGUCCGUGGAUCAGAAUCUGCCGAUGUUUCCGUGCACUCGUUUUUGGACCAGAGGAGACCGAUCCUUCCAGGCUGUUGCCCCCAGGCUUUGGAAUGAUCUUCCUCUCUCUCUGCGCUUAAUUGACUCUGUUGACUCCUUUAAAAGCCAACUCAAAACUUAUUUAUUUGCUCAGGCAUUUGUUUAAUUGUUUUUGGGGCUGCUCUGACUGUUUAAUGUUGUUGUCUUGGCCUUUUAAUUUGUAUGUACGUUUUUAUUUUUGUCUAUGUGAAGCACUUUGUGACUCUUUUGUCUGUGAAAAGUGCUAUACAAAUACAGUUUACUUACUUACUUAAUUACUUACUUAUAAUAUUUGCACCAGCUACUAGUCAACUACGUGAUAAAACAAAGUAUUUUAACCAAGUUACAAGUCAUUUGCUGUUCUAGUAACAGUUUAUUAUUAUUCAGACAUUUUUAAAAUACUUAAGCCAAACCGGAACCUCAGGACCUCUGCCUCAGAUCUGCUAAUAAAAGCCCAACGUCCUGAAAAAACAUAGUGAGGCAGAUUUGUACCUUUAUGUCACCUGUUGACUGAUUGGUGCUGCUUAUACCAGUAGUUUAUGAGUCUGAUAACCAACAUUAGGAACUGAUAUGCAUUUACAGUACAAAUGACAAACUUUCUGUCAUAAUUUAGAUUAUUACAAUCUCCAAUACAAGAUGUUGUUUUACUACAUUUAACAAAUGAUAGGAUUGAAGUGAAACUUGUAACUGCACAUAUAGGGAAUCCCCAAAUUUGAAGUACCGCAGGUUUGAAGUACUUUGCUAUUAAUCAUGUGGUGUAGACCCAAUCAGAUCAUGUUGAGGGUUGGAUAGUGGAUGAGACAAAGUUAUAAAACUGAACAGUCUCAGAAGGAAAAUAACAGAAUUAUCAGGGAUCAGCAAAAUAAAAUGCAGACAAACAUAGUCCACUGGAAGGUGAUCUGCCUGAGGUGAUUUUUGUACAAUUCAUCAUCAUUGAAGAUGAGGUAGGUGAUGAUGGUGCACUUGAGUGUGACAUAUUGAAAUAUGUUGUCUGCGUCAGUUACACACAAAGGGGAACAAAAUAACAAGAACGCCUUUUGAAAAAGGUGACGGAUGCAUGUAAGUUGCAUUAGAUUGCACAGGUCUUUAUUAUGUUGUGGCAGGUGAAAGUACUAUGUUUGUACAUACACAUACAUGUAAUUUUAGCUCUCUCUCUUUUUGAACUUGUGCCUUUGUCAUCUACUUAAAUAUUUUAUUACUACUUCACCAUAUUUAAAAUCUGGUGUUUUCACAGGUCACUUCACCUCUGCAGAGGACCUCAAUCUGCUCAUAGCCAAAAACACACGAUUGGAGAUCUAUGUGGUCACAGCAGAGGGGCUGAGGCCUGUGAAGGAAGUGGGCAUGUAUGGAAAGAUUGCUGUCAUGGAGCUGUUCAGGCCAAAAGUAAGUGGGUGGAUGUGUGUGUGUGUUUGUAACAAUGAGUGGAGGUGUUUUAUGUAGCUUUUGCAUUUAUUCAUCGAGGAUCCAGAGUAAUUUUCUUCCAAGAUGGACAAAAUAAAGGGCUGGACUUUGAUCUGUUUUUCUUUUUUUCCUGGAAGCUCUGUGAUUUGAAAGUUUAUGUGUAGAGACAAAAAAUCUGAUUGAUACAAUUUGUCCGACUUGAUAUUAAAUCAAGGAAGCAGAGACAUCCUCUGCUCUGUAAAUUGAAUUCUGUUUUGGAUAGAAAAAAGAUACCCCAGUUGAAGAGUUCCUGUAGCUUAUUAUAGUCUGCCUAUUUAAGCUGGUGGACAAAGUCAGGGGCCUGUUUCUCAAUGGUAUUUUCGAAUGAUCUGUGCAGUUUAACCACUCUCAAUGGAGCCCCUAGCUAAUUCUGAUUCAAGUUUACCAGUUUAGAUGUAAAGCAAGCCUAAUAACCUAACCUUCAGGCAAGUUCAUUUCCAUCCAGGUUUCUAUGGUAACAACCAGUUAAACCUGUUGACCAGAUGAUAAAAUGAUUCAAAAUCUCAGUUGUUGUGGAGAGUCUUGUGAAAACGGUUAUCAGAAAUCUAAGAAACAAGGAUGGUGACUAGGCCUGUCACGAUAACAAAUUUUGCUGGACGAUAAUUGUGCUACAAAUUAUCGCCGAUAAACGAUAUUAUUGACACCAUUUUUUAAAUUAUAGAUAAUGAUAUUAUAUGGCAUAAUAAUGCGAGUACACCAUGUCAAAAGUGAUAAACUUUAAUUUCCACACGAGAACAACACUGGUUGUUUUCGUUGACUAAAAUAUUUCCCUUUUCUCCCACGACAAAGACGUAACGUUGACAAGCUAAACAUAAGUCGGAGAUGACUAAAAUGUGACGAGACGAAAGUGCGUUUACGUUGAUGGGACGAGACGAAAAUGACGAACAGAGUUGCAAAACUCAGUCAGUUAAACGCUAAACAUAUAGGAGCCGCUUCAGUCCACUCCGACAGCUCUCAUCAGCCUGCUGUGCUCCUCCAACACACAGACACACACGCACGCGCGCGCGCACACACACACACGUGGAGUUUUGUGGUUGACUAAAACGAAACUGGUUUAAAGCCGAAAUAUUCCCACACUUGGGCUGUUGCGUUCGGUUUAGACACCGAAGCUGUCGUGUUCAUUCUGUUAGAUUGCUUUUCACUCACGACGCUCACUUGCAGCACUGUAUCCAAAAAGUCUGUGUCUGUAUGCCUGUGCGCGCCUACGUGUACCUGUGCGCGCGCCCCCCCGUGACAAAGAAACUGAAUGACUGACAGGAGGGUUCACUAACUCCGUUCAUUCUGCUAUAGAGCCAACGCCCCCAAUGCGCAGAGUGAGACCUCUUCUCUCAUCCAGCGUGUUUGGUAGCGAGAGAGGAGGAAAACAAACGCACGUCAAUUAUCGAGGCUGGCAAAGUUAUCGACCUCGUUUUUAUUUAUCGAGCGAUAAGGCGAUUUAUUGAUUAUCGCGACAGGCCUAAUGGUGACAUUUGUUUAUGUUCCACCAAGGAGUUUUGAAUCUGCAAAGGACGACUGUGUGAUUUUGAAAGGUUUUAUUUUUCAUUUUUCAUUGUUGUCCGGUGUUUGAGCUUGUAAAGUAGAUGAUCAUUCUGAAAUAUUUCAAUCAAUUUCAAUUGUCUGUAUGUGUUACACAUUGCAGAAUUUACACCAAAACAUCCUUGAACCUUGAGGAAAUAUUUACAUGGUUAUUAUAAUUUCUAGUUUGUAAAAAAAAGUCAUAGCAUACAUAUUACCAGUUGUGAGUCAGUCCUUUUUUGUUUCCCAAACAGAAUUUCUUUUUUAAUUGAUGAAUUUAAAGGCUAAAUAGAAAAAUAUUGUCUCUUUCUCGAGCUGGUAAAGCUGCUAUCAGGACCCAUAUUUUGAAAACUAAAAAUAAAUGUGUUUGCCAUGUGGUGACUUUGGUGUCAUUUGUUCAGGGUGAGAGCAAAGACCUGCUGUUCAUUCUCACGUCCAAGUACAACGCCUGCAUCCUGGAGUACAAACAGAACGGAGAGAGCAUUGACAUCAUCACCCGUGCACACGGCAAUGUCCAGGUGGGUGAGAAGAACGUGUUUUGCAAAUUCACGCCACAGAUAAAUCUACCAGGAAUAAAAAUAAUUUGAAGUGGUUUUCUGUUUUUUUUUUACAGUUAGUAUUUUAAGUGUCUCUCAUUAAUUUUGUUGGACUCCUUAGGGCCUCAUUAAUCAAGCUUUGUAGAGACAGUCUUUAUACUUUCGGUCUCAUUGUGCAUUUUUCAGGUGUUUCUGUUAGAAAUUGCAAGAAAAUUUCAUAUGACUUUUUUAAUGUGAUUUCUUUUGUUAUUGUUAAACUUAUUUUAUAAAAACCAAAGCUGUGGAAACCUUAUGUCUCAUUUUAGAGUAAAAGAAAUCUGAUGAUGGUAAAUAAGUUGUAUUGUAUUCAACACUCUUUUGCAGGAUCGUAUCGGGCGUCCAUCAGAGACAGGCAUUAUCGGCAUCGUAGACCCAGAAUGCCGUAUGAUUGGCUUGCGGCUCUAUGACGGCCUGUUCAAAGUGAUCCCCCUGGACCGAGACAAUCGUGAGCUGAAGGCCUUCAACAUCAGACUAGAGGAGCUGCAGGUCAUUGACGUUCACUUCCUGUAUGGAUGUCAGGCCCCGACUGUCUGCUUCAUUUACCAGGUAUUGCAGUAGGAGUGGGAUCUGUGUGGGGAAUGGUGGAUUAUGCUUAUAAAUAUACAGAAAGUUCUUGUGUGUAUUGUAUGGUCUUUCAAGUACUGUAGAGAACACUUAAUUAUAGUGGGAUAUUUUAUUGUAGCACCUCAGCAGUUUCCCUGGAAACAGCAAUGUGUUAGACUUACACUUAGAUUUCAUUGUGAGGAUCCUUAAGCUCCAACAAACACACCCUGUAUGUUUUUCACAAGACCUUUGUCUAGUCAAUAUUAAAUUUGAUUACAUCUUGGAGUUUUGCUGCCAGCUAUUGAUCAGAGGAAUAGCUGGCGGUCAAACAAUGAACAAAAAUGAGUCAUCCUUAGACAAACAGCUCCAUAGCUUAAUGAGGCCUUAAACUCCACAGGGAACUUGUAAGUAAAAUACACUUCCAACUUAAUGCCAUAGUGACUUUCUGAAACCUUUUUAAAAACCAAACAUUUGUUGUGUGUGGCAGGACCCCCAGGGACGACAUGUGAAGACCUAUGAGGUUUCUCUGAGGGAGAAGGAGUUCAACAAGGGACCCUGGAAACAAGAGAAUGUGGAGGCCGAGGCAUCCAUGGUCAUCCCGGGUAAACAGAGCUCAGAUUGUAUAAAUUUAAAGUGUUGCAUUUAGUGAUAAGCAGAAAAUAAAGUUUAAAAACAUUUAUAUUUUCUAUAGUGUGUAUGAGAUUUUCCAAUUUCAGGGUAUUGACCUGAAUUUAAAAAAAGAGUCUUUAGAAUUAACAAGUUCUUCAAAAGGGUUUGUGAAGAUACUUUGACAAACAGUAACAUUGUAUGUGUUGAUAUUAUACUUGGUUGAUAUGUAGUGUUGUUUUUGUAGGUACAAAAAAGUUCUGUAAAGUUCUAUAAUUUAAGUUAUUUAAGAAAAAAAACUCAACCUCAGCAUGACAGUUAUCCAGUUCCCUCAAAGAACUCUAUUUUAUGGGUUUAUAGUACAGCUAAGCAGGGGUUAAUAAGUAAAGUAAUAAUUAGAUUAUAUAACAAUUGACUAGAUAAUAUCAUAAGUGAUAAAAAUGAGCUAUAGCCCAACUUGAAUAUAUUCAUGAUUCAAAAAAUCAUCUUUUCUGGGCCUGUAACAACACAAACGCAGCUCUGAUCCUUUUUCACUGUGUGCUUGUAUUUUAGUGCCUGAGCCAUUUGGUGGCGCUAUCAUCAUAGGACAAGAGUCCAUCACCUACCACAAUGGAGACAAAUACUUGGCCAUUGCACCACCAACUAUCAAGGUAAAAUAUUUAUUUGCGCUUUCUCAACCCUGAAGCUUUAGAUUUUUCAUCAUCUACACUCCAAAGGAAGGAUUCAGAGCCCAAUCACAGUGAAUUAUAUGCACAAUAUGCCCAACAACACACAGAAACAACUCUCAUUUUAUCUUGAUAUACUUUUUGUUGUGCGAUCAAUGAACAUUUUACAAUUGGAAAAUGAAACAGAAGAUAGCUCUGUGUCUCUGUUUGUUAGACUCAUCAUGACAGUCGUUUGGAUUUCACUGAUUAGACAGUUAAUGUUCAGAGGGGAGAGGAAGCCGAGAAAAAUGUUGCUCAAGUAGAAGGAGGUUCUGCUGGAAAUGAAUUCCCACACGCUGAACUCUCCCAGAAAUCAUAAUUAAAUCAAAAUGGUACCAGCAAAACUGUCAUUCGAAUCUGUUUCAAAUGAGCAUGUUCGUAUUCUUCUACAUUCACUGCACCCUGAGGUGUACACGUUGGAGUCAAUUUGUCCUGAACCCUGUGAUUAAUGUUGAAAUAGCAUCUAAAGGCGGGUUUAAAACAGCCGAGAUGAUGACUUUAGCUCCCCAUACACCAUUGCCUUUAGUGUUAUCUUAACAAGAUUAAGCUGUAGUCUGCACUGCUCUGCUCUUAUUUAACAAAGCUCAAGACCCAGAGGAGCUCCUCAACAGCAUUCUGCUACUAUAAUUAGAGAGUGUUUCCUCACUGUCCCGCUGCUUGUGGUACCAAGGCCUCACACACUCUAGAAAGAACAUUUGAAAUUGUUCCGAUUUCUUGGCUUGUGGCCCCGAGCCUAGAGCCAUUUUUUAUCUUCAUGAAUAAAAGUACAGUUAUUAGUUUUAUUAUUGUCUAUAGGAAUGUUGAGUUUGAGUUGAGUUUAUUUAUCUAAACCAGGGACAAUACAUAUUAAUGAACAUAUACAUGUAAAUAUGCAAGAUUAUAGCCAACGGCUAAUUUCCAUCUUUAGUCCCUUCAGCAGGUUGAUGUCAACAACAUAAGAUAAUAAAAUCAAUAAAACUACAGUAACAACAGGUAGAACAGUUAGCCUUCAUGGCCAGUAUGUGCAGGGGGAGUAAUUACAGAGAGGGAAAACGUGUCUUUGAAAACACAAUAGGACAGAAAAUGAAAAAUUAAAGCAACAAUGAAAAGUAUAGUGGGACCAUAAGUAUUUCACUAGCGUUAAAUGCUAAAAUUAGCUAUCAAAGGGCUGAUUAAAGUGCAGAGUGCUGAAGUGCUAAAGCAUUAGGUGUGUAAUUAUAUUGCAGAUUGCCCGAUUGCACAGUAAAUGUAAAGUGCUAUUUUAAAUGCACAAUACUCAGAAUAUAAAGUGCAUGCCUUGCAUGUGGCCCUAAUGCCUAAAAAGUAAAUAAAGAUAUAAUAAAUAGUAAAAAUAUUAAUGGGGGAGAGGGAGUAGUAGUAAUAAUAGUAAAGCAGAGAUGUUCAUGUGUGUACUCUGUAGGAAUUGCGGAUGGUACCCCAACAAUUAGCUAGCAUUAAACAAAUAUACAUGUUCAGGCACGGUUGUGGCAACAGUGUUGUUCUUCUAAUAGCCAAGCUAUAAGAUGUUUGGUAAAAGAGGUCAGAGUCGGGAGUUCACAUAUUGUGUUUGGUAUUGAAUUCCAGAUGUGAGAAGCACGAACAGAAAAAGUGGCUUGACUAAAGGCACUCUUUCUAGGAACAAGUUUGGUUGAGUAAGGUUGAGUUCAGUAGGGAUGGACGAUCAUGAUUUAUCGUCAGAAAAAUCCUCCACCAUGAUUAUUUGCCAUCUCACAAUAAAUGCAGUAAAUGCAAGUAAAUGACAUAAGCACGAGCGAUGGACUGGCAGCCGUGACCCACAAAGAGCAGAAUAACAAACAUGGCCGAAGGUGGUGAAGGUUGCUCCACAUAACGGAUUCCCUUCAAGAUUGGGGCUUAGACGAGUGCAAUCAGGUAUGCCUGACAUCAGACAGUGGAUCUGCUGCUGCUGUUCACUCUGUGCGAUAAGAGUUUUCAAUAAAUGUUGAAAGUUUUUUCAUAUUUCAGACUUGUUUGGUGUCAUUAGUUUUCUUCAUAACCUAACCACACAAACUUGAGGAUGAGUAUCUUACUUGACUAUGCCAACUGGUGUUUCCAAGACAGAGUCAAAUACAUGGAUUGGAAUCAUAAUAUUUCUUUAUCUGGACUUUUAUCCUUAUUGCCAGAAUUGCAAAACUUAUGAUACAUUUUAUUGCCGAUACCACCCAUCCCUAAUGUUCAGUCAACUAAACUAUCAAACGUGGUUGGCACCAAAACCAUUUAUUUUCUCAACCUUGGCCAUAUGUUGGUCUAAGCUGCAGCAUAGCCACCGAAGCUUGGAUUGAUGGCCGCUGCCCAAACACCACACUGUUUAACUUUGAAGAUUCAAACAAGCACAGAUGACAGAUGGCGUCUUGCUGCACGGUGUGGUUUGGCAGUACUUUGAUCAAGAAAAUAAAGAUAAAGUUGUUUCUGGCUGUGUCUAGUCAGCUCAAUAAACCUAGACGUAGGUGGGAUGUUCUGGUGGUGCGAGCUCUGCCAUCUUUAGAUCCUAUAUCGUAGCAGACAUGCUAUAAAAGUUGUAAUAUGCAGUUCAGCUGGAGUAUAAGCAUCCUUUUGCUGAGUAUCCAUGAAACUUUAAGGAGUUUUCUCUUGCAGCAUCUGUUUGACUGUUCAUGACUCUUCUGUGACAUGUAAAAAUGUGACAUUAGUAUAGUUCAAAUAUAGUUCAAGUUAGGGUUUGUCUAGUGGAUGUUGUCUCAUCAUAAGCUGCUAAAUAUACCGGGAUCCCGCUCAUCAUUCUUUCUUUAAAAGCUCCAAACAGCCUUCAAGCACACUUUACACUUGUUUUGCAAGCUGUCACGUCUGUAACAGCUCUGUUUCUGCAGUGGCCUUGCCCAAGAUUGCCAAGCAGAUGUUUGAGGGGAGAUGUAGAGGGACAUCUGUUGCUGCUGUGAGACUAAUGAAGCUUAAUUCCAAAUGAAGAUGAAGUUUUUUAUCCUCGAUUUCUCUUCACACCUUAUGCUGAAUUAGAAUUCCGCUGAAACACUCUGCACUUCAUUCAGCAGUGUCAAAAAACAUAGAUGCAUAUCCGUAGAUUCGUGACAACAUUUUGACAGCUUAUUAAUAAAUUGUCACUGCAGAGUAAGGAGGGAAAAACUGAGACACAGAAGAUCCUGCCCGCAUCUAGGUCUCCUGAAAGUGUCUGAACUUGUGAGCCGUUUUUGGGACUGGUGUAAAAUGGGCCAGCGGACUGGUUUCACUUUUUCAGUCUAACAGUCUAAUUAGGCGCUUUUCAGAGAGGAAGCCUGCAGGCUCGUGGAAAACAAAAGUGGAUCCAUUGUUUGACGUAGAUGUAAGCAAUAUUACAGGCGGGCAGAUUGUGAAAAAACGUUUUGUAAAGGUUCAAUCAAGUGAGAAAUUGACUCUGUCUUCUACAAAAGACAAUAACAGUUUGGUCUUUUGAAGGAAAGCUCAGUCACGCUACGUGAUUUUAAUGCAGCUCCAAUCAUGACCACUAUUCUAGCCAGCUUAUCUUGGUUAAAGGGGGACAGGAAACUCUGGCUCUUUAGAAACUCCACUCUUAAACUCUUAAGAUGUUUUUAUUGGAAAAUUUGUCUAACUUGGUCUGGAUUGCUCAUGUGUUUUGAGUAGAGUAAGUCUGUUCUGGGCUGAAAGUCGAGUGUGGCUCUGAUGAUAGGGAACUUAUUCCAAGUAAUUUUCUGUUAUUGUUUGCUACUUCAACUUUUUUUUAACGGUCCAUUAUAAUUCUUCUUUGACUGAGUUUGCAGUAAGUUUCUGUCAAAAGAUUUUUAUUUCCCAAAAAAGUUUAUUUUCCACAUAAUUUCAGUCAAAAAGUCAAACUUCUUUUUAUUCUAGGCUGUCGCAUGCAAAGUGAAAUAUUUGAGGACUUUUGUAUUUUGAUUUUGAUGAUUACACCUCACACUUUAUAAGAAUCAAACGCCCACCAUCUCAGUGCAUUAAAAUGUCACAAAACAGCAAAUUCACAAAAAUGAUUCAUAGUACAAAAAUGUCGAUCAUGUUCAUUUGUGCUUUUAGUUUCUUUGUUAGUGCACUAAGAAUUGCUGCAUCAGUUUGACCUGACAUGAAGGUAGUCAGUGUACGUCUUUGCUGGGGUGUUAUUGAAGCCCAGGUUGCUUUCAUAGCUCUCCUAGCUGGUCCGUAUUUUGGGCUGUUGUGUCUCUUGUCUUUCUCUUGACGAUACCCCAGAGAAUCUUUAUGUGGUUUAGGUCAGGCCAGUUGGCUGGCCAAUCAAACGCAGUAACACCAUGAUCAGCAGACCAGUUUCUGGUAGUUUUGGCACUGUGGGUAGCUGCCAGGUCCUGCUGGAAAAGGAAAUUUGUAUCUCCAUAAAACUCAGCAGAUGGAAGCAUGAAGUGCUCUAAAACCUCCUGGUCCUGGUUUGAAGCUGCACCAGUGUGUUGAAUGGUCUUGUAACAUGCCCAUGUCUGAAAUUAUGUAGUAAAUUAGCAGGGCUCUAGAACGUCAGCCAGUUUGGUGUAUUAGCCCCUAUCAGGCUAAUACAAGUUCAAACAAGUUCAGCAAAAUAACAAUAAAUCUUGUUGUCUACUGUCUCUCUCAUAGAGUGUGAAUAUACGGACCCAGAGGGAGACACACUUAUGUUUUUUGAAGCAAGCACAAGAUACUUAUUCUCUAAUUAAAAAGAUAAGCUCUCGACGAAUAAAACCACCUCAUUAUGUCCUGUUAGCAAUAUUUAUUCUCUAAUGAUAACUCCCAUUGUCUACCACAUAGCCCCUAAUGUUCCCCACAGACAUGUAGAUAGAUGAGGAUAAAUGGGCUGUGAGAACCAGCACAUCACUGAGGUCAUCCAGAGGGCACCUCCCUUCAUCAGGGUUUUGUCAAGUUUCGCCCACAACGCCAUGGCGCCCUGUAAAGGAAAAGACAAAAGAGAAAGGAGUCUGAAGUGAGGUGUUAGAAAAAGAGCAGGGGAGGCAGAGCUGGACUGAGAAGUCUGGGCUCAAGCUCACACCUGCCAAAUCUACCAUGUCUGACAUCUCCUCUACCUCCUAUCGUGAGCUCUGCACUCCAGUUCUCACAAUAACAGGGUCGUUGCCCAUCCACUUCUGUGGGGUAAACCCUCACUUUCCAACAUGGCUGCUCAGCUUCUGCUGCCAAUUAUAAGUCGUCCUAGGGCACAAGAGUUCUGUGAAUUAAACUCGGAGCUGACUUGCAAGUCGUAAUAAGAUGCUAGGCUUCAAGUUAAUCUGAACUGCGUUAAUAUGGAACAAAAAGUUUGCCUCACAAGACUUCCUGCAUUUCCCAGUUAUUAGCACUGUGUAGGUGUCCUUUUUUGUGCCUUCUUGAAAAAUGAAAAGCUGUGUCAUUCUCAUAAUUUGUCCCUUUAGGUGGAGUGUCAUGGUAUGCAUUACAUUUUUUAGAUAUAGCCACAACAGUGCAUGUUGUUAUCAGUUAACGUAUCCAAAUUCAAAGGAUCCUUGUCAUAAUCGUUGAAAAAUCCAAAUCUAUGGCUUCAAAGGUCUGGCAUCGGGCUUUAACGGCGUGAGUUUUAAAAAGAGUCUUCAAUCUUUUCCAUGUUUGACUCAUUAGAUUUGUAAUUGACUUUCAAAUUGUAUGAGUCAUAAAAAUGAAAGCUUCUGGACAGCAUGGAGUUCUUCUCCUCAUCCAUGGGCCUUUGUGUUCCUCCUGUAGUGAGCAGGAUCCCGACAGUAUGACAGGCAGACUUGUUUAAUCACUUCUUUUCUUGUCAGGCAGAAUUUGAAGAGUCUGAAGCUGUAAGAGUCGGGAUUAAGCCGUACGCUGGGGAAUCUCCUCAGAGAGUGUUUUGAUAAUGAGAGCCUACAAAGCAAAUAUUAUGAAGACAGGUCUUGCUGGCUGUAAUUAGACAAAUAUAUUAAAGCCUUCCUUCCUAUCAGGAGCCUCCUGCACGAUUAGGGUUAGGCAUGUUUUAAUGAUAUGCUUUUGUUCUACUGUGUUGCAGCAAAGCACCAUCGUUUGUCACAACCGCGUGGACCCCAACGGCUCACGUUACCUGCUGGGCGACAUGGAGGGGCGUCUGUUUAUGCUGCUGUUGGAGAAGGAGGAGCCCAUGGACGGCACAGUGGUGCUCAAAGACCUGCAUGUGGAGCUGCUUGGAGAGGUCCUCUAUUUAUCUUCCUCUGUCUGUCUCUUUAUCUCUGUCUGUUGUCACCGUAUUUAUCCACCUGUCUUUCCUCUGGCGUCUGCUUCUCUGCGACUGGCUCGACCACCCUCUCUGCUGCUGGUUGAUUUUCCUCCAGCUGCUUGUCUCUGUCACCACUCCCUUUUGCUACAAUUGACUUUUAAUGGUUUAUGGUCCUGACAGGGGCUAAUGUAUCAGUCUAUACUUGUGUAGAGGAUGAGGAGAAAUGAUCCUACCUCUCCGUUGCAUACUUGCCAGUGAGCCACUUAUCCCUCUUAAGUUGAUUUAGACAAUCACUGCAUGUCAAUACUUUGCCGGGAGCUAAAUCUCAUGGUAAAGGCGCCCAGCUUUUGGCUUGUGCUACCUUUCUCUGAUGACUUGCCAAGGUAGAGCGCUUUCUUCUGAGCCUGCUGAGUGAUGCAGCAGCUUGAAACAAUCAAGGAGAGUAGGACUGCCGAGCUCGAGACAGAUUGCUUCUCAAAUCAGUCUUAACUUUAUUGUUUGGUGCAGUCUGCUCAGCCAACAGGCAGCAGUUCUACUUCAAAAUAUCGCAGUAAAAGCUGCCUGCACUGUGCAAACAGUGACAUUGGAGCGUAACGCCAUGCUCCCACUGACGAGGCUGAGUUAAAAACAUUCCUUUUUUUUUUUUCAUCAAUUACUAUAAAACUCUAAAAAAGAACGUUUUUCUGUCGGUUUUGUAGCUUCAUUUGUAUGCUGAUAACUGGACAGUUUUUCCCAGUGACCUUUCUGUUUAUGCUUUUAGAUAAUUGCAGAAAUUGGGUUGUAAAAAAUGUGUGAUUUCUAUUAUCAUAUUCUCUGCCAAUUACUUUUUUGGUAAAUGAUUGAGUGUAAAAAAGGUCAAAAAAAGAGAUUUCACCCUUUCAAAAAUCCAAAGCUUAAAGUUUUAACAGGAAUUACUUUUUUUGUUAAUAAUAAAAACAGAAAAGAACAAAUCAAUUAAACGUUCUUAAUGACUGUAAAAAGACAACUAUAACAUGUUUACAUUAUCCUAAAUGUAUAUCAGGUGAUUAGCACACACACUUGGUCAAAGUUGUCGCCACCAAACUCUACUUUUUCACUGAGAUUCUUGUUUUAGGAUUACGUUUGAUCAAAUUUGAUUACUUUAUCUGUUUUUGCCAACUCCAAUGUCCGUUAUCAAUUUGACGUAAAAUUUAUGAAAUUUGAAGAGAAAGUUAUAAACCUAAAAUAGCGUGCAUAUUGAUCUAUCUGAACUGGAGUCUUUGCAACUAGUCCUCUGAGUUGUAUGAGUUUUUGUUCCAGCUGAAUGAAGUGUUAAAAAGGAUAUUGGUUUGCUUAGAUGCUGACAAAGCUGUUAUGUUUAAUUAUAUUGAGCAAGUUUAUUGUGUGUCGACAUUGUUAAGGUUGAUGGAGAUUUGAUUAGAUCAGAAGGUAUUUUUUUAACCCUAAAUUGACAAUAAAUUAAAAUGGAAUUGGUUCACUGAAAGCUUUACUGAGGAAUUUUUUUUUACGUCAAUAAAAUAAUCAGAAAUUCAUAUUGUUGUUUUUUUAUGAUAUGCAAUAGCUAACGAGAACACCAGCGACCAGUUUGACCAUUUUUAAAGUGUGGUUUUUAAUGCCUGGAACUGCUGUGAGGGGUAGAUGUUAGCCUAACCCUAGCUUUGUUCUUACAUUUUCCACAUUAAAUAUUCACAAUGAAUUAUAAAUUUGACUUUCAAAAGUGGCAUGAUAAGAUUUUGAUGUCUCUACCCAACAUGACAGCAACCAAGUCCAGCAGUUCAUCCACACAUUUCAGCCAGCAUCAGUAUGUUGUCAAAAUUUAAGUUCUGUGUCAUUAGGCUAGGGAGGUAUUUGAUGAACUGCUGGGUCAACAUUUCCAUCCUUAGAGGUGAUCAUCUUUAAUUAAAAUAGAUGUUAAGCCAUCCCACAAAUGGUUCAGAGAUCAAGAUGUUUUUGUGUGUCUCUCUUUCUCACGGCAGACCUCUAUCGCUGAGUGUUUGACCUACCUGGAUAACGGUGUGGUCUUUGUGGGCUCAAGACUGGGAGACUCCCAGCUGGUGAAGGUAAGCAGCAAAAAACAGAUUUACACCCUCUUCAAUAAAUAACUGUUAUCUGUGGUUAUUUUUUACCUUGAACCCUUAGUGCAUUUAGGUCUUUCUUAUCUUGUCAGAGAAUAGGAAAUAGAGUGAUGGUGGAAAAUCUGCCCCUUAUUUAAGGAUGAGAAAAUUGCUCAUGGUCUUUAAUGUGCCUCAUGCUGCCUCUCUGUUUGUCAUGUCAUAUCAUCCUCCACCUUUGAUUUAUUAAGCUGGUUUUGUUUUUCUCCCUGUAGCUCAGUGUGGACAGCAAUGACCAAGGCUCAUAUGUGGCAGUGAUGGAGACGUUCACCAAUCUGGGGCCCAUCGUGGACAUGUGUGUUGUAGACCUGGAGAGACAAGGCCAGGGCCAGGUAAUACCCACACGCUUUUUUUUCUUCAAUUCUGUGAGACGUAAAUGAAAAACACGUUUUGUACCACAGUUACAUAUUAUAGGUCAAUCUUCCAGUUAGAAUAAAAGAGAUUUCGCAGUGGUUGCCAGAGGCUUCAGACAUGACAUGGUGAUUACCAAGAAGCCCUUGUAACAGUCAGCGGAUGCAUUGCCUCGCCUUUGGUGAGUCUCCGGCGCCUGUGUUUUCCUUUUUAUCUCCCACUUUGUCACAGCCUUCAGGGAAUCUGGGCUCGUACCACUGAUGUAGCCAGCUCUUCAGUCGUGUUAACAGUGGUUUUGUCAGCAGAAUUAAAGCUACAUCAUACCAAAGUACAAACCCGCCACUGGCCAGAAUAGCGGGGGUGCAGUGUAUUCAGGAGAUUCUUGCUGACAUGAAACACACAGCUUUGUAGCUUUUAUGUGCAGUCUGGAUCCUCCUUUUUUGGUCUUGUAUCCUCUCUUGUUGCCAGUAUUCCCUGUACAAUCCCUGUAACACAGGCCCUGAAUCCCAGUUACAUCAGCUGGUCUGUGAUCUGUAGCUGAAAGUGCAUCUCGGGUACACCAACCUCACUUGAAUUUCGCUCCUAAUAUUCACACAUCUUCUAAAAAUCAAAGUGCAAAGACUUUUUCUCGCUCACCCCGUUCGCACAUUUCCAGAUAAUCCAUCAUCUUUAGCACUGCUGUUUACUGAAGCUAUUUUCAUUCAGAAGUUGUCAGUUUGUGUUCUGAAAGUAAUUUGUUUGAAGGGAAAUAAAGACAGUAAAUGGAAUCCAUUUUUCUGUCUGUAACAAAAAUAUAUAAAUUUUUUUCACAAUUGUCAGUGGCUUCUGGCACUUCUGAUUUAUGCCCUUCAAUUAUCGAAUAGACAGCAUCAUUUAAGCUACAGCAGCUUUUACAGUUUUUUUGCAGUGAUUGAAAUAUUUCACACAAAAUACCUGUUUCAUAAAAAAAGGAGCAUUAAUCGUAGGAUUCUUAUAUAUUGAUAUAAAAAAGUUGAUUCUGUACAUUGUCAGUGAUGAAUUGUAUUUAAUUUACAGCCUGAGUUGGGAUGCUGUGUUAAAUAUUGAUCAAACCAGAAUUUGGUGGUCUGCAAAUCAUUGAAAGCUCAUAUUCAAAGAAAACAGCCCAGAGAGAGCACAUCAAAUUUUGAUCUGAAAAGAAUUGCUGUAGAAAAAAAACAUUCAGGCUUUUUAAAAAAAAUUGAUUCGAGCAACAAAUUGGAUAGGGACGACAAAACCCUGAAAAAGUUGAGUAAUGCUAAAAAUACAGUGCGGGAAUAUCUUUAAACUAAUUACAUUAACUCUCAACAUGUUUAUAGCAUGACUGAGUAUAAAAAAGGUAUCCCAGAGAGAUGGAGUCCUUCAGAAAUCAAGAGUGAAAGAGGUUCAUCACUCUGGGGAAGAUUGGGUGAGGAAAUACUUCAGCAAUUCCAGAUGAAUGUUUCUGAGAAUUCAGAGAUUUCACCUUCUGCAGAGCAAAUUUGAUCAAAAAGUAUCUCAAACAAUCUUUGUAAAAAAGAGACAAGGCAGAUAACUUUAACUGUAUCACCAAAAAGUGACAUGACUCUGUAGUGGACGUCACUGCAUGGGCUCAAAAUCACACCCAAAACUCUGUUUAUUGCCUGUAGGUUGCUCUUGACCAUGCAAAAAGUAAAACCAUGUCUAAAGAUGAUGCAGGAAUGCUGACCUCUCUGGGCCCAAGGCCGUUAAAGGUGGUCUGAGGCGAAGUGAAAAACGGUCCUGCAGUCUGACAAUCAAAAUUUGACAUUCUUUUAGAAAUGGACCAUGGGUGCUGCCUACUUUCUUCUAAAGGGGAGAGGGACCGCCUGGCUUGUUAGCAGCACACAGUUUAAAAGCCAGCAUCCCAGAUGGUACGAGAAAGCAUAAAUGCCAAUAGUAUUUGGAGUUUACACAUUUGAAAGGUUCUAUUAGUGCUGAACAAAUUAUACAGGUUUACAAGCAGGAAAUGCUGCCAUCCAGUCAGUGCAUUUCUCAGGAAAGUCCCUCCACGAUACAGCAAGAGAAUCCAAACUAUAUUUUGCAUUAUUAAAAUGGCAUAGUUCCACAGGAGAAGAAUAAAAGGGCUCAAAUGGCCUGCCUGCAGGCAUCUACUGCAAUUAUUUGGCACAUCAUGACACAAAAAAUACGACAAAGGAGACCUUGAAGUGUUGAGCUGCAGAAAUCCAGCAGCCGGCGAGAAUAGGGCAUUAAACUCUCAGAACCCCAGAAACUGGUCUCUUCUGUUCCCCUGUGUUCACUCAGGAUUGCUAAAAGAGGAAGUGAUGCUGCAGCCCCAACUUUUUUAAACAUGCUCCACAUGUAAUCAAAUUAAAAAUUAGAUUUGAUCUGUUAUGUUUUCUUGUCAAGAUUUUCAGUAAAAUUCAGGCUUUGAAUGUUUGCAAACCAUCAAAUUAUGUUUUUAUCACCAUGUCACAGUGUCCCGACUCUUAUGGAAUUUGGGUUGUUGUGCUCAUCACAAAAUCCUAACAAUACUCAACCCAAAGUAUUUGACUAAACCACUUUUUGAUGUGAUCGUUUGUCCUCCUUUUGUAUGAAACCAGUGAGGCAGAGGAAGAUGAAACAGUGAAGUAGCAAGAGGGAUAGGGUACAGAAGGUUUUGUUGGCAGAUUUUGACACCAGGCCUCGGGGAAGUUGGAUGUGAAUCCAAAGGCAGUGGUCCACUCGAGCUGUGAGCCACAGCCUGGGUCCAGACCAACACACAAUCGCCCUCUGACAGCAUUCAGUCACACGCUCCAGCUCAUUUCAGCCUGCUGAGUCCCAGACCGAAAUACAAUAACAAUGGUACAAAUAAUGAGCCAUUCGCUAUGAAUCCACAGAGAAUUUGGCCUGGUUAAUUAGGGCGGACAAAUUCCAAGACAUUCAACACAGCAGAGGAUUGAUGCAUCGGCCCUAGUACAAAUAAAUACCCAAAAUACCACGGCGGCACAUUUUGCUGUCAAAUUAUUACAUUCACAGAUGUGCAACUGAGAACCACAUCGAGUUUCCUGUCUGACAAAACCUGCAUAAAUAAAAGCCACUGAAAUAAAAUACACUAUGUGCAGAUUGUCAGGAUUCAGACAGCCCCUUGAGAGUGUUACUGAGAGUGUGAGGGCAUGUGAGAACAAGUGUGGGGGAGUAAGGUGAGUUGCCAGGUUUACAAUGGUUAUUUCCAUUAGGAUGAAGCUUUUUGGUGGCAGGUGUUAGAGGCUAAGAUUAUACGGUCUCUGGUAUUAAUCCUGUUAGAGAGCCAUGACUGGAUGAAUGAAUAACAUUCUGACAUUCUCCAGUCAGAGUGCACAGACACCAGAGUUAUUUACCUUCAGGGCGCCGGAUGUUAACACUGUUGCCAUGUUUGAACUGGCAAUCUAAGAGAGGCUCGACUAUAAGCUGAUGCGGCUGCACAAAUCCAGCAUCACAACAACUGUCAGUGCUGCUGCCAUGACCCCGGCUGCUGCCGUGACUUCUUGCAGAACUGCUCUGGAUGACAUUUACAGUCGUCUGAACAUUAAUGAGUGAGAGUACUUUCCCCUCGAGGUCCACAGUUAUUACCGCAACUAAUGAGUUAAACAAAGAGCUGCCAUAUUUAAUUACUCAGAAGGUAAUUAAAAAGAAACUUAUUUUACAGAUUUGUCAUCUGGGCAAGAUUUCUGUGAGAUAUCUUAAUGAUCCUCAAAGUUACACCUAUUAAUGUAGGUAAGAUGUGAAAUGAAAAAUACUUCCGGUUGAAUUGAGGUUUCUCUGUCUUUGGAGUGCUGCAAAAUCUGAUUUUCUUCACGCACCACCACCGCCAUUUGAAAUAGUUUCAGGCUGCUCAAACUGCAAAGUAGCAACAUUCCCGGAAGCAAAACAUGCCACUCCAAAGUCUGAAUACUGUGAGAACGUGUAGAUUUUUCGGGCUGACUGAGAUUUUCUGCAGUAUUUAAUUGAGCCAAGUGUUCGGAUGAUGAAAUGAUGCAGAGUGAGGUCGAGGUUGAGGCUCCUCUCCUGCGUGGUGCAUGUGAGAAUUUCUUGCCCAGCUCUGUGAACUGUUAAGCUCAGCCCUUUCAGUCAAUGCGGCGCAUGAUGAGGCACUUAUCGCUGCAAUUAACCUCAUUUACCAUCACCACUGAUCUGGAAUUAGCAUAAAACUGUGCAAAAACCCUUUCUGUCGUAAAUACCAAACAUUCCACCGACUCAGCUUCAAGUAUUAGAGGAAUUACAUCAUUAUAAGAGGGGUGGGUGUCACGGCCCAAAAUGUUUUCCUUUCUUUUCUUCUCUUGCCCCCUGCGGUACCAGUUUUAUAUCACAGUCUUAUAAAAUAAAAAGGGGUCAUACAAGUUCAAUCACUAAAACCUCCUCUCCCCCUCAAACAAGCCUGUGAUGCUGUACUAAACUCAUUUCUGUGCCAGAGAGCAGAGAAAGAGGAUUUUUUAUAAAUAACUGUGUUCUCACUUCUUGGUGUGCCGUGACUUUUAACUGAAUCUGCGCUCCGAGUUGUCACUUCUUACCUUUGUCCCUAUUUUUAGAAAACAGCACAUGUUAUUUUACAUGUUAUUUAAGUGUUGAUGAGUUACUCCUUCAGAAAAAGAUGCUGCUUCCAGGCUUAGCUGUAAAAAAAAACCAUAUCAACCGGGGACUUUUAUUUUGAAAAACUUAUCAGAAUUUAGAUGUAAUGCCAAUCCCAAUGAACUGAGCUUUACUUGAGCUAUAAUUAUCAGUGUGGGGAGUACAGACAGUCAUUUGACUACAUGUCAGUCACCUCUUUUUAUCUGUCCAAGCCAUCAGUUGAAUCACACUUUCAAGCAGAUAGAGCUGUUACUAUGGAAAUGCAAAUGCCUGCAGUGCUGCUACUUACCAGCCUCAAACUUGGCGAGAACAGGGGAAAAGUUUACGUGAUUGCUGAGCCAUUAUUCACUCUCACUGUAAAUGCCGACACCCGCUCAGACAGACUAAGGUGGUGCCCUUUAAUUUGUGAGUCUGGCUCUGGCUCUGGGAAGUUUGAGCCAAACAGGGAGCAGUCCAGUAUUAGACCCAACUUCUUUUACUCAUCACCACUGCUGCAUCACUGCUAGGGGGGACAGCACCUCCAUCUCCUCUCACUGUGAAAUAUGAAGCCAAAUCCGCCACAAUAGGCCCAUGGCACAUACUGAAGCUAUGCUAUUUGCAAUUUUCAAGUCAGAUUUUGGGGGAUUUUAAUUAUAAGAACUACAAAAUAUGACCUAAGCUGUAUAUAAAGGGGAAAGGUUUGUGAAGGUUUAAGAGAAAUUUGUAAAAAUAACAGGAUUGGCUAUUAAAAAAGGAAGUCCAGACAAACAUCUCAUAUGAACCCAAGGCACACGUCUUUGUCCUUUUUCUGCCUGCAGCUGGUGACAUGUUCAGGUGCAUUCAAGGAAGGCUCUCUACGGAUCAUCCGCAACGGCAUUGGAAUUCAUGAGCAUGCCAGCAUUGACCUCCCAGGAAUCAAAGGUUUGUGUGCACUGUCUACGUAUGUCUGUGUCUCCUCCACUGCACCGUCUCGAGUGUUGACUUUAUGUGGACUUUAAUCCUUCACUGACUAGACGGCGAUACCUCUUCAACCUGCACAUCUGUCCGCAUCUGCCUCACCUUGCCAAGACGGCAGCUGUUGCAGGUCUCGGCUCAGCAUGACAGUCUGGGCAGAUGGCUCGGAUGUCAUAGGUCUUGGCUCAGUACCUUAAAAAAAAAGAAGUAUUGCCAAUUUGGGAACAUUUGUUUUCAUUAAGUAAACCAACAAGCACUGCAGUGUCUGCAGUAGUAAACUGUCAAGUUGAAGAAUGCCGUCAGCUGUAAUGAUGGCAGACAACUCUUAAUCUCGGAAAAUGAGGUUCCUCUCCAAAGACUUCUCUGAGGCUUAAAUGAGACACACAGGCAGAGUCCAGGUCUGCUGGCACUUGUUCAGCUUCAGCUGUUUAUUGACCGUUUCUGCCCUAAAAGUCUCAGCUGUGGCCUCUUGCCCCUGGCCUCUUCAUGAGAGGCAAUUAUUCACUCAGCCAAUCAAUUGCCUUCUGAGAGGGAUCAGCAACCUGUACAUCUCUCAGCAUGUUAGUAUUUGAUGAAUGGUAUAGUUUCGAAUCUGCUGGAACGCUGUUUGUCUGGAUAUUGUCUUUCUUGCUCUGCAGAAUGCUGCACAAAGUAACUUCAACUUUUCCCUCGCAGGUUUGUGGCCGCUCCGCUCUGAGGCAGGCAGGGAGACAGAUGACAUGCUGGUGCUGUCGUUCGUGGGUCAAACACGGUGAGUACAUCCUGCAAGAUAAGUGCGCAGUCGAUCCUAAAUGUUUUUUAUCUUAUCUUAAGAGUGCGUUUCCCCCCAGAGUGUUGAUGCUGAGCGGGGAGGAAGUGGAGGAGACUGAACUUCCCGGCUUUGUGGACAACCAGCAGACUUUUUACUGCGGCAACGUGGCCCACCAACAACUCAUUCAAGUUCGUAUUCUCACGCAUGCACUCUCUUUCGUUAUGUGUGCCAAGUUCAUGUACCGAUACUCCAAGUCUGGCCCUGCUCUGUUUGAAUAAGCUGACUUUGUACAUUCCAGUUCAAAGUAGAAAUGGCAUCCAAUUUCACAAAUUUAAAUUUAAUUAGAGAAAUUAAUAAUUCAACUGUGGCCUUUUCCCGUUUAAUACGAUAGACUUCGCAGGAACUGAGUCAUACAUGAUUGAAAGGGGCAGCUGUGAAUAGAAAGGGUGCAAAAGGACCUCAUGUAUUUUACGCUUAGUGAGAUGAAUAUUGCACUUCAUCUAAAUUCCAGUUUUCGCCUGCCUUCUCUAAAACAAGGAUGAAACCUGCUGGGAAUUCUGCCAACUGUAAGACCCGGCACCAUAAAUCUUUAGGCUGUUAUGACAACAAUGCUCAUGUUUAAAGGCUGGAAUAUUUUAUGAAGUCUCCCGCCUGUCAGAGUCGGUUCACCGAAUGCAUUUUUAAGUUUGAGCCCAUCUAUGUUUUUUGUUUUCAUGGCUUAUGGUUUAUGACCUGAGAAAAGUAACUUUAAAUAAUAAAAGUUGCACUUAAAUUUGCACUGAAGGCUCCUGCAGCAGACAGAGAUUUUUUUUUUUUGCUUUUGGCCUUCAGUGGUUUUAUCAAAAAGACACUUAUUUUGGUGGAUAAACAGACUGAAAGAAACGACAAUAAAGGCUGCUGUGAUUCAAAACAACAGUGCUAUAUUUUAUUUUUCAAAAUAGGUUGUAAUCAUUUGCAAAUUGUGGACAUAACUCUAAUUCUUCUACUUAGAAUGCUUUGACAUGAAAGGGUUGUAUGUUUCUGCAGCUUCUAGCCUUAUUUUAGCCUCAUUAUUUCGGUCUCCUGCCCUGAACAAAGAAGAUGCGCUUGAGCUUAUGCUGCUCUGAUUAACCCCACUAUAAAAAAAAAAUGAAACAAACUAAAGCAACAGUUUUCUGCAAACGAGUUCAAAGAAGCCUACUGUGCAAAACCCCGCCACACAGAAAAAGAGCCACGUAAGCGGCUAUUAAAAAAACGCUGAACAUCUAGAAAGAACAAGAUAUUCUUCUCAGGGAGAUUCAGAGACUAAAGCCAGAUCCCACGACUCAAAGGCACACAACCAUAGAUCUAACAUGAUGCUUCCACGUGGGCGGACACCUGCCUGCUACAACUCAUCAAAAAUGAGUGUCCGUUUCCACAAGAGAUUCCCACAACUUAUUUUACUUAUUUUUUUACUGUUUUGUCCAGAUUGAAAACUCGAUAGAUGUAGCUAAAAAUUGUGCACCAUAUUUACGAUCAAUAGAGGUCAAUACCCUGCAAAUUCGUGGCCCUAUGACUUUUACUCUCUUCCUAUAAAAGGGUCAAUUUGUAAAGAUCGACAUGUAGAUGACUCAUAUAUAUAGACUUCACAUCCUCUCUCAUCUGUGAGCACUGAGGCAGCCUCUGACUUACGUAUUCUCUCCCACCAUCUGGUCAAAUGAGAAAAAAUCCAAGAGUUUAGUGUUUACCAAAUAACCUUAAACACGCCGACUUCUUCAUUAGCUCACUAAACUAACUAUGAGGUAACUUUUUAAAUCUUCAGUGCAGUGGAGCGCUCUUAAAGCAUCUUAGUAGUCCGACCACGUUAGCACACUGAUGUUUGCAUUCAGCUGAAAGCACCGCUGUGCUUAAGAACAGCCUCACACAGCCACUAAAGCGGCUGCAGACUCUUAGUCUUGUUUGACAAAAUAACCUCCCCAGGUGUUUGGACACUGGUUGUGCCUCAACUGUGCGUCCCGUUAAAAAGACUUAACUCUUGUAGAAAAGAUGUCUCCACUUAUAUUCACAACAAGAAGUCAAACUUUACCGUUUUCUUCCCCUCAAAUGUGUUUUGAUUUGCUCUCCAAACAUAAACAGGCUGCAGAAACUGGGCAAUAUAAUCUUCAUAACUGCUUUCAAGGACUCCAUUAAGAACCCAUAUUGGAUAGAUGCCUUGGUUUCACAUUUCAUUUCACCUCUAUAUUAUAUUAGUUCCCCAACAGUGCAACACCUCCAUUUAUAGUUUGACUGGUGUUUGUACCUGCUGCAGUCUGUUAAUGAUGCUUCUGCAGCUCUUAUUCUCUGCUGCACAGCUCACCCAGUCAUAUCAUCACAUUUUAGAUAUUAAAUGUGUAUUCCUCUAUAGCCUGAGGGGCUUUUAUCAGAUUCUUACAAGCCUUUUGCACUGGCAGUACAAACGCAAUAAAAUGAACUUUUAUAACAACAUUAAUAGAUCUUGUAAAGUGAAACAUCUACAAUAUCUAAUGAAACAAACACAAGGCUGAAGUUUUGCAUCAGUUUUUUCCAUCUUAAGCUAUAUGUCUUAACUCGAGUACUGUGAUUGAAGUGCCAUAUUUUCCAUGAAUGCAUUUGUUUUCUACAAAAUGUGAUUGCGACCCUCAUGUAGUCUUCAACUUUGAUUCUCUCUCCUCAUAAACAUCAGUUUUUGCUCCAUCAGAAAUCACUUUUUCAACAUUAACCGAAGGCUGACAGAUUUCAUAAAAUCACCGAAAUUGAGUGCAGAGUGAUUUGUUUUCUAGCGCAGUCUCUUCAUGUUUUUAUUUAGACAAACAGAUAUUGUUCAAAAGUCUUUUUGCAAUUAAUCAUCAUUUCAUUCCAGUCGUUUUCAAAUGCACUUACGUUCUUGGCUCAGAAGUAAUGAGAUUUACCUUCACACUGUUUCAUAUUUCAGUCUCCUCUUUAACAUUUCUGUCACUCCCCUGAAAUACUGUGGAAAAGAAUAUCUCACAAAGGAAAAAACUGUGUGCUUCCAGAUCACGUCAGGCUCUGUGCGCCUGGUGCUGCAGGACAGCAAAGCAUUAGUGAGCGAAUGGAAGGAGCCACAGGGCAGGAACAUCAGCGUGGCUGCCUGUAACCACACGCAGGUAGUGCUCGCCGUGGGACGGGCCCUUUACUACCUGCAGAUCCUGGCUGGAGAGCUCAAACAGAUCAGGUAGUACACAGCCACACGCAGGGCAGACUGCGGGUUAUUGAUGUUUUCAGGAUAGUUUUGACUUAAACUGAUCAGCUUGGGAUUUAGCUGUCAAUACCCAACUCCUCUGCAAACAAGGCCACAGUAUCAACACUAUAAAUCAUGUAUCAUACAGGUACCCAAGAGCUGCUUUUUGUGAAACAUGCAUCACAUUAUAUCAAAAUCCAAUGACAAUCUCCAGAGCAAAAAGGAAGAAGCUGGCUUGGAAGUGCUAAACAUGCAGUCCCUUCAGUGUCCUCUUGGUCUGAAUCUAAAACAGAGUAAAUCCCCACGGAGGCCUGUAUACACGGAAUAACCCAACUUUUUCAGCAGAAUUGAACAUGAUCAGAGCCUGCCAAAAAAGUGCUUUAGCCCUGAUAACGACCACAGAGAGCUGAAUUUUUAUUACUCCUCCCUUUAUUGCCAAAAGUUAUUUAAUUAUUCACCUCUCGUAGGAUAUCAAACCGGCUGUGAUGCAGCGAUAAAUUACAAAAUAGACAGUUUGGUGCAGUAUUGAAACUUCUAUGGAGUAAGUCUUUUACAUUGGAAAUGUAUCCCUUAAUGGACUUCUCUGUUACACUUCCAUAAGUACAGAAUAACAAUGACUUUAUACCGAAAACUUAGCGAGUUGGUAUGAGUGUGAGCAUGAGUGGUUGUCUAUCUCUCUAUGUGGCCCUGCAAAUGACUGGCGACCGAUUCAUGGUGUACCCCGCCUCUGGGAUAGUCCCAAACCACCCAUGACCCCGAAAGGGAUAGGCGGUAUAAAAGAUGAAUGAAUGAAUGAACAAACAACCAAGCAAAAGUGACAGAGUUGAAGUUACUUUCUGAUUGUUCCAUGAAGGUUACGCUUUGAAUCAGAAUCAGAAAUACUUUGAUAAUCCCCAGGGGGAAAUCGCUUUGCGUUACAGUAACUCCAGUGCAAAUGAAGUGGAAAGAGGAGAUGAAUAAAUAGACAAAGUAAGAAAAAAAUAAAGAAAUCAAAAUAUGCAAUAUGUAUACAGUUUUACAAUAUACAAGAAUGUACACUAUAUACAACACAAAAUAGUAAAAUAAUAAAAAAAUAAUAAUAAUAAUAAAAUUGAAGACUUUGUAAAUACAUCCACACCACUGCCCAAGCACCCAGGAAGGUUUCCGAUUUGGUUUUCUUCCCGCUGAAGUCACACUUCUUCCUGCCUGCUUUGUGUCCCUCUGAUCUGCCCUCUGUCACAGCCUCUGCAGUGCUAACCCUCCUCAUUCACAGGUCAGCAAGUCCUGACGUGUCUUUGGUCCCAUUAGCUUCUAAUAAGGGCGUGCACUUUAGGUUUAUGAGUGUAACAGACGGUGAGCAGAGGAGAGAGACAGGGAUAUCACCAUGUUUUCUAUGUGUGUCAUCCUGUUGGCUGUUAACAGGGAGAAUCACAGCAUUGAAUGAUGACAGAUGGCUGAAACGGUUACAUUAGUGCAUAAACACCCACCUCCCCUAGAUUACAAAUAAUGAUUCAGAUCAAGUAUUGUCAGGUUUUGGUCUAUGAUCCGCUACUUUUUUGUGCAGCUUGGAAAUCACAAAUUAUAGAUGCCGUUUUAUGUGGAGUUUAACUUCUGUUGUUGCGGUAUAGAAAUGUGUAUCGAUCCAGCGGUUUUUUACUUGUGUUGUAAAAGAAUCAAAAUCCUGACAGCCAGACAACUCUGGAUUAUGGCCUUUGAAUGAUUGGUCGAGGGAGCAGUCCUGUAGGUGUCGCUCAAGCUGACAGAAGUCGGUGAGCUCGACCUCUUCCCAGUCCUUCCUCAUGACUAAAGACAGUCUUUUCAGGCCUUCAGUAAAUCACAGUGACAACAGCCACACCUGAAAAUUAAACACAGCAGGUGAUGUCAGGGUGGUUUCACUCUGCUGUGUCCACUGAAUAAAUCCAUAAAACAUAAUUCAGGAUCUCCUGGUGUCACAUCACACAAAGAAUGUCAACAGACACAUGUUCUUGUGCUCUCUGGAAUCAUUUGACAUUACAUGGAAUACCGUCUGUAUUUCCACAACAUUUUUUCCUCUCUUGGUGAGAGCAGAAGCAGAAGAUAUGAAACCACUCUCUUGAUUUUACAUUAUGUCUGAAAUUAAACCAGCAGUAAUUUCUCACGAAGACCCUAGAACACAAGGAAGUGAGAGUCUGGUUCAGUCUGGACUGGAGACACAAGAUCAGGCAACAAACAAACCUAUGGGGGGAUUGGAAUGGUACACAGAUGGUUUACAGAAGUUGUAAGAAGUUGCUGUCCUUCCUCUUCUUCUGCCAGAGCACAAGCGAUGAAUAAGUGGGCCCAAAGACAGAGGAACAGUCUUCUGGACUUUCCUACAAGCAUGUUAAGCAAUGGUACCAAGCAGAUAAAUGUUACAUGUGGACAGAGACAGGCUGGUAUGUUCUCUUUCCAAAUUUGUCUCAAGCUUAGCCAACCUGCUGCCAGGCCCUGCUGUACAUUCACAGUACAGAUAUGAUAGCAGUAUCAACUUUUUACCUCACUCUCAGCUGGGCUGUCUUUCCCCUCAUAUGUCAAACUACUAUCUCACUGCCAACAGAAACUAUCUUUGAGCCUGUUGAUUGGCCGCCUGACAUCUGAAACAGCCUCUGUGUUGUACACAAAGGAUACUGAUAUGAUACUACCCCAUCUUUAAUUUAUCGUCUAAUUUCAUGUGCACGUAAAACAUUUGUAACACUCCUGUUUCUGAGUGGGAUGGAACGAUAACACCUGUGGAGCCGUGGGCUGGUGCUGUGUUCCUAAAUUGGCGGAAACAUCUGUCAGAGAAAAGCCACUGUAGACCAGCAGACUCACGCUUUUUCUUUUUUAAACUCUUUGUUCAGCGUGAAGAAUUUAUAAGAGACGAGUCAGCUUGCUGUCUUUGGAGGUUAGACUUGCAGGUGCACAAACGCUCAUGAGUUAAAAAAAGAUACAGCAUCUUUCCUCAGCUGUCUGCUGGCCUGUGAUCUUUGCAAAGAUGACCUUUAUCAUGAAAGCUACAGCACCUAAAAAGUUACAGGAAUUUCAGACAACAGAAAAAAAAAGACUCUUUCGCCUUGUGCCUUAUUCGUAAACGAAACCAUCAACAAGACUUACUGUUAACAAAAGAUUCUGACUGAUUGAAGAGCAGGUUGAUUUAAUUUUUAAAGUGAUAACACAGCAGGGGGAGAAUAUGGGAAACUCUGCAACAACAAUACCCAACAGAGGUGCCAUUUGAAAGUUAAAUUAAUCAAACAUCAAUUUAUCGUAUCCCCAAUAGUCCAGCAGCUUUGCCUCUGAGUCGCAGUUCUUUGUGAUCUUAUUUUCCUGAACUAUCUUACUCUUAAUUUAAUCUCUUCUUUUCAGAUAUGCAGUCAAGUUGGAGAUAAGUGAUUUACAUCUCAUUUCUCAAGUCUGAAGUGAAUAGUGGAGUUGAACUGUAGGGUACACUUGAUUAUAUUUCUGUCGUGUUGCUGUUGAGGUUUACCCCUGUGGCUGUCGUUGUGCCAGCACUGCUUAGGGACACAAAGCCCAGGUUACACACGCUUUCUUUUAUUUUGUCAGAGUAAGACAUAUUGCUUGAAAAGGACGCCACCAGACCUCCUCGAAGCAAGAAGUGUUUGUUUUCAGCCGACGAGUAAUGAUAAAUGAUGGAAACAUGGAGAAGACAGAGGGAAGAGUCUCAUCACAGCUGUGAACCAGAGUUCAGCCAACACUGGUUUUCCACCUAAUUAAACAAAUCUGUAUAAAAUCACAAUAACUGGGAUUCUUCUGCAUACUUACAACACAUAGAUACAAACAUGAUGAUUGAAUACCUGAAUUUAAAAUGAUCUAUAUCUGAACACUGUGCAUUUGAAUGCAUAUGUGGACUGAAGUGGCUAAUAUAAAGACGUGUGGUGCUGAGGGAGUGGUUGUAAUUAACAGUUGGAAACAGUGAUGUUACUGUCUUCAACUGUUAAUUGGAACAGUUGGAAACUACAGACGGUGGUUUCCUUUUUAAACACGCUGCAUUCAUGGAUUGUCAUACCCAGACAAGAAACACCCUAGUUUAUUUAAAUUAUUCCACGAUAAAUUUGUGAGUUUGUAGAAACAGAUAACAAUUCAGGUUAUUCUGGUGUUUUGCAGAGCUUUUGUUGUACUCAACAAUAUUUUUGUUAGUUUUAUAUGGAUUAAUACAGUACAGCUCUUUAAAGAGCACAAGAUACAAAGGAAACACAUCACAAACACCCCCUUUCCUUCAAGACCCCGUCUACUGCUGGAUAUUCCUAUUUCUGUGCUUAAACAACAAAUUCUGGAGCUAAAAAAAACAAGUGAGUGCUGAAAUUCAGGUUUUGUAGAUCUUAGAAUAUAAAGACGUUGAGUAAUAUAAAGUAAAAAGAAAAUAAGUUAAAUGAACUACUGUACGUUAAGAGAAAUACAUGUCGCUGAAAUGUAGAGCUUUUUAAAAUGUAAAUUCAACUUUUUACUUAAUUAAGGACCUUUUUUGUGGGAAAUUUACAUAAUUUCUGUGAACAUAACUCCUCUCUCUCGGCCCUAAUGCCAUUUUGAGGAUUUUUUUUUACCUGCCCUGGUAUCCUGUCUUAAAUUUUAAUGGUUGUGUUGUGAGGAAAGUGGAAUCGUUAUAAAGAUUUAAUCAUUUUUCCUUAAGUGGUCCUGUCCUGUAACUUUUAGUACUUUUAGCGUGAUGGCGACAGAGGUGGUUCAGUUUACAUAUUAAGGCUCAUGGUUCAUGUUGCAAGAGUUACUACUAGAGUUGUUGAGUAUUUUAAAACUUUAAACAACACAGGUGAAUCCCUUGACUCAAAUCAGGCAUCUACACAACCUGUAGUCUUCUUCUUUAUGUCUGUGUGUGGUGUGGCAGAGAUCCAGCUGGGUGCACUUGGGUCGUGUUAAGUGUUGUGCCCUCGUUUUUCCACUCUGCUUGCGCUCCUUUUAAAGGCUUUAAAGGAGCAUUGCUGCUGCCCCUGCCCUCUCACCACAGUCAAUGUGUAUGUCUCUGAUCAGAGGCUUGGAGGCGGAGAGGGCAGACCCACUGCAAUUUAUAUAUAUAUCAAUAAAUAGCAAAGCUGUUCAUCAUCUGAUUACUCAAUACGCUUAAGUCUGCAUGGCGUAUGGGAAAACUUUAACACCCUUACUAUGCAGGCAGGCACCACGUUGCUGUCACCUAUGUGUCAGCCUGACCCUACCAAUGACAAAACGUUAAAUUUAGAAGCAUUCACCCUUAAGACAGUGCCUUGAUCGAUUAAUCAUAUAAAUUAACGAUCAAUCAUUGAGUUGAUCUUUUUUUAUGCGAUUGGCAGAAAAUACGCAAAAUAACUUGUUCUUCCUCAUUGAAAUGCUGGAGGAUGGACACCUGUUGUCAGGCCUUUUUUAAUAACAUUAGAUCAAUUGGACUUUUGAGUGAUCUACGUAAUUCUUAACAAUCAAUUAAUCAGUCGUCAGUUAAUCAUGCCCAUUCCUAGUUUACCCUCACUUCUCCUCAGUUACACAUUCACACAUGCUAAAACAGACAGAGUAAUCUUUCUCUCAUUUUGUUUGAAGCAGAGGUCAGUGCUUCAAGAGAACAGGAAAAGAUUGCUGCAGUCUGUUACUGCGGAUCACCCAUAGUUCAAACCAUACAGGAUGGUGGAUCACGGACCAACAGUGAUCUGUGCACCACUCAUUUUAGAGAGGUUAUACAGAGGAAAUGGCAGUUGGAUUUUGCAGUGUGUAGAUCUUCGCCUCACAUCUUGAGUCUGUGUGAACUCACAGCUCAGCUCCCGUAAUGACCGUCAGACGUUUCUCAAUUUUCAAACCAUGUGGGAAUAAAGGCAACCACAACCCGUGCACUGUUGCAUUUGACACAUUUAUGGCAGUUGUUCUGAAGUUCUGCUGUGCAUCCUAACCUUUAUGGUACACUGCCACUUUCACACAAAGGGAAGGGCGGCUUGUUACUGUGUUUCUCAUGCCCUCUAAUCUUCCAUCAGCACCACGGAGAUGGAGCACGAGGUGGCUUGCCUGGACAUCACACCUCUGGGGGAGGGAGGUGGUGAGUCACUGCUCUGCGCUGUGGGACUGUGGACCGACAUCUCUGCCCGUGUGCUCAAACUGCCCUGCUUCACCGCCCUGCACAAGGAGAUGCUGGGAGGAGGUAAGAGGGAAAAAAAGGAGCUGUAAGGGCUUGUGUAAGACAGGAAGAUAGAUGCAGGUGGGGUUGAGUUUUUCUCUGAAUUCCAGCAGCACAUACAAGGACUUAAUGGGCCGCUUAUUUUUAUCCGACUAAUGCAAGCCUUUUCAAAAAGCUAUUACACACCCACCGCAAAAUCUUAACACAUAGUUGCAAAAAUGUCUUUCACUCUCUGCUUUUUGCUGCUUAACAAACCACAGCCGGAGUACAAGAGCAGGAGAGGACACAGCUCAGUGCCUACUUAACCUUGACAGAUUACACAGUAUUUAGAAGCAGACAAUGUUGGUAAUUGUGGCUUUUUAAGUGCUAAAUUAGAAGAAAUAUAUAUCUAUUUGAAUGGAUAUCACCAAAAAUAGAAGGCAGUUUUCUUUUUCCUUACUUUUGUGUUCAAGUUUUAAAAAGGGAGACAUUAAUAUUAAAGCUGCUGAUCAAUCAAGCAGGAAUACAUGCAAGUUCAGAAAUCGUUCAGAUCAGCUCAGACACGAAAAGAAGAAACUGGUAUUGCUGUUUCACAUUUUUGAAUCAAAGUUGAAAGUGUAAACGUAUUUCUCAUUCAGUGAGUUGAAAUGUGGUCAACGAAUUCAUUCCCACAUUCUGAAGAAGCUAUAAUCAGCAGCAUUGCAGAGGAACUUUGACUAGAGGAUGGUUACUGAAAAUGAAAAUGUGACAAACGAUAUCUGAUUAGCAGUUCUGGUUCAAUUCUACUGCAGUGAAUUCACUUAUAAAGGAAUGGUCCAACUUCCCUUUAUAGUAUUACUUUAAAAAAAGAAGGUUUUUAGGUCUCUGCAGUGAAAAUGGAUGGAAACUACCAGCAGGGAUCAGUGGGAAAGAAAGAAUAAUAACCUCCAUCAUCUCUACAUGUUAUUAAAUUAACAUGGGAUCAAGAAUUCUCUGCAGCUUCCAGCUGAGAUACAGCCUACAUAGACUGCCCCGUUAAACUGUGAUAGCAAAUUACCUUCUACAAGUAUUGUGCAUUUUGAAUAAACCAAUUUUUGCGUGUGAAUUGGGAGCUUUAAAGGUGAUAGUAGGUUAAAUUUGCUACUACUACCUUUUGCAGAGUGUGGAGCUAUUCCUUGGAGAAGUCUGAUGUAUAAAGUCUAAGCAGGACAGGGUCUAUUAUGGUGAAGUGGAGGCUGAUAGGGAUCAUAUCUCCAGUUCCAUGUAUAGAUGUAAAUAUUAUCCCCCAUUAAGUGCCUCAUUUUUACUAUGUUCCAAGUGACUACUUGAACAUUAAAUAUGCUCUCAACCUGAAUGCAUUAAGCGCACCAUUUAGACCCUCCAAAGUGUUUAAACUGCGAAUGUUAAAAUAUGCAGGAGAGGACUUGACUACUUUUGGUUAAACUUAUCAAAAAGUCAGCAGUCACUGGAGACUGGAGUUUCAGAACAUGGUGAACCGGCACAGACAGGACUCUCACUCUCCAAUUAGACUGCUGCAUCCAUGAGGAGGAUUUCCACACUCUCACCCACAGUGUCACACUGUAUUAUCCAAGUGUAUUUGAUUGACAACUGCUCAAACUUUUCAGGCUGCUCUCUCACGCACUGCUUUAACAAGGACAGUAUGGCUCCAAUCAGGAUACCUUCAAACUAGAAGCCUGGAUCUGACCUGAUUGUUGGGGACACUGGCCCAUUACACAGUUUCCCUUUAUCUGCAUUAGCUUUGUUAACUUGAAUGAUUAUUAUGAUAAUGAAGAUCAACUUUUCCUGUUUGUAUUUUAUUUCGGACACAACCCUAAUGACUCUGUUUUUAAUAUCUUGGCUCACUUCCUUCAAAUAACUGAUGUAAGUUACCAUGGAAACCUGCAACCUUUCAAAAAGCCACAUUUCCAACACUGCUGCUCUGCAGAGAGACGGCUAGAGAGCAUUUAAUCAGAGCCAAUGUUGUUUUGAUGUAAUUGGCCCGCAGUCAGAGAAACCAGCAGAGAAGACAGAAGACUUUUCUAUUUAUCCUGCAGCAUUUAAAUGUUUUUCCAAAAGUUAACAGCCAGCCCAGCCAAUAACCUUUAUUGAUUUUUCUGACAGAGACAUUUUUGCAGACAUUUUUCACUUUGGUGUUUAUCCAUGAACCUGUGACUCCAGAGUACAGGAGGAAUAAAUCAUCUGCCUGUGUGUAUCCUCAGAGAUCAUCCCCCGCUCGAUCCUAAUGACCACCUUUGAAGGCAGCUACUACCUGCUGUGUGCGCUGGGGGACGGAGCUCUCUUCUACUUCGGCCUGGACCUGCAGACCGGUAGGAUCUUCACACCGCUGUCACGACAUAGCUUACAUGAGAGCUUUUCUAACUUCUCAGACUCUUGAGGUCCUCCAGGCAAGGCCACAGGCAUCCGUCUGAGAACAUUUUCAAUCUUAGAGAGGUAUUUCAUGGAGAAUUAUAUAACCUCAAGCUCUAUAUUUGGAUGUAAUAGUGGAGAAACUCUGUGGUCUGAAGAAACUAGUGCGAGUUUGUUGGCCUGACAACAAAGAGGGAUUUCUGUGAUGCAAUCAAAUUGUGUGAUUUCAUAGACAGCGAACCUGAGUGCUGUCAAAGCUGGCAGGAGAAUAUUCCCUGACCAAAAUAUACAAUUCGAUCCGAACACAUUCUUCAACCUUUUGUGUUGCUUUUUCAUCACAGACAUAAAGAGCUUUUGUCUGGGAACCUGCCAAGUUCCCAGGGUAGCGGUGAAAUGUAUCUACUUUAUGUUUUUAUCUUCCUGUUUUUUGAUGGUUUUUAAAUUGCUUUUGGUAAACACACGGGAACAAGUAGCUUUUUAAAAGACUGAAGAUUUACUUUCGCUUUUGGAACAUCAGAGAGUCAUGCUGUCAAUCAACAAGGAGCCAAUUAAUCCUCAAAUACCUGUUUUGUAUUUUUCCCUCAUGGGAGCAGCACAAACAAGUUGCUCAUUGAAAUAUCAACUUCCAAGUUAAGAUGGGGAACUUUUUCGCAAACUGUGAAAGCACUGUCAUUCAAUUAGACUCAAACAAAUCUUGUUUUUGAGCUUUGUCUUUGUCUUUACCAGCUGCUAAAACUCUUUAAGUUGUUAAAUGCUCGACUGUGUCAAGCAGCUGCUCUAUCUCUGAGUCUGCUUCGUGAUGCUGAGCAGAUAGUCUACACCAGGUUUUUAAGGCAGCUGUCAACUGCUUCUGAAACAUUGCUGGAAGAGCAGUGAGCAUGAACCAAAACAGAAAGUUGCAUGGGAGCAGAUCAACAGUGAGCUGAAUUUGACUUCAAACUUCAGUUACUGAAACCUGGUGGGAUCUGCAGACACAGUAGAUAAUUUUGUUUGCUUGUACUGCUCACCAAAAUGUUGAAUAAUUUAGAACUGCUGGUUAAAAUGAGACAAACAGAAGUUGAAACCUCCCAGAAAAACUUUUUUUAUUAGAAACCGAAGCUCGAUAAUGUCUUUUUUUUUUGUGCCAAAAGUUUUUUCAUUCCCCUAGAUAGGGAUGAGGGGUCAGUGUCAAAAAUGUGAAGCCUCACCAGGUGAAGACAUCCAAGAGUUUUCCGGAGCCGCAGUUUAAACUUUAAACUUUAUAGAGUUUUCACAGACUGUACAGUUCUCGCUGUGAAGAGCAAACUGAUUUUGACAUGAAAGCACUUUGGGACAGGUCUUUUAAUUGCUGCCUUAUUGAACACCCGUCUGUGCCAACUAAAGCUGACUUCAGGGUCUGUCUUUUGACUUUUGAAUCAAUGCAGAACACAGAAAAUAGUUUUGUCAAACCUUAUGAGGCUUUAUGUUCUGCUUGAAGAAAUCUGAAUUUGAAAACAAAUUAUUGACUUUGUCUUCUUUAUUCUAAGAAAAGGGGAUUAGGUAAAUGUUGGAUUUCUUCAUCCUUAGUUUCUUUAGCUGGACUUUUUCAAUCAGUUCUCGACAGAAGAGCUACUUUGGUAAAAAUGAAAAAGAAAGAGUGAAGAAGUUUCUUUUUCACUCUUGGUUAUGGCCUCACCUCACACAGUAAGUGGAAAAGAAAAUCAACCCUGGAGUAAACCCCCCUGCAGACAGCUGAAUGUUACAGUUAAAUACAGAGGGAUUGGAAUAUAAUCAGAUCAUUUUUGUACCUUGUAAACCUUGUUAAGAACUUAAUGAAGAACUCACUACCAGACAACAGCGUGCAUAUAAAUGUACUCAUUAAUUCUGAUUUAGUUUGAACGCUUCUGAGUCAAUGUGUUCAGUGUUAAGACAGGCUGCAUAAAAGAGCAACCAAGUACACACUUUGUUUAUCUUCCAUGACUGAAUCCACACACUUAUUGACGAGGCAGCAGGAAAGAUAAAUAUAUGGAGAAACAUAAAAAGGCAGAUGCUUCAUGCUGGAAAAAACAGAUGAUUAUUCUGCACAUGAGGACAAACUUUAUCCAGGAAGUAUUUCUUUUAACCCCAGCGAUGGUUCCUGCCCACGCCACCUCAUGUCUACAUCCUCUCUCCUUCCCGCUAGGCGCCCUGAGUGAGCGUAAGAAAGUCACCCUUGGCACCCAGCCUACAGUGCUUAGGACCUUCAGAUCCCUGUCCACCUCCAACGUCUUCGCCUGCUCUGACAGACCAACCGUCAUCUACUCCUCCAACCACAAGCUGGUUUUCUCCAACGUCAACCUGAAGGAGGUCAACUACAUGUGCCCCCUCAACUCUGAGGGUUACCCUGACAGGUAUGCGGCUAGACUCUGAACGUGCUGCUGCCUUUUAUUGGACUGCAGCUGCACAGGAAAGUUUUGCUCUUUCAUGUUUCCUCCUCAGGCUUUGAAGUCUUCAAAAAUGCAGCCUUGUUUGUCUUUACAGACUGUCGGCUCUCACACAAAUGCAUUCCAAUCUUUUCUUUUGAUAUGUGUAAAAAGGAUGAAUCACUCAUGUUCUCUUUCUUUCUUUUACAGUCUGGCUCUGGCCAACAACAGCACCCUGACCAUCGGCACCAUCGACGAGAUCCAGAAGCUUCACAUUCGCACGGUUCCCCUCUACGAGUCUCCACGGUCAGUCUGCUGGUCUUAAAAUUUAGUUAGAGGUGACCUGCAAAUGAACAUUUCACACCUUUAAUCUGUGCAAACAGGCUGUGUGCUCUUCAUGUUUGCAGUGAGUCUGCUCUUUCUCCUGUUGAUUUUACCUUGUCAGUGCUGAAUAUGUCUUUUUUUCUUCCUUUUUUGAGGAAAAAGUCUUUAGUGACCAUUUUUGUUGAUCUGUCUUUAAAUACAAAGAUAUAACAUUGCAAUGUUUGAUGUCUACUCUAAACCUGGGCAAAGUUGAAACCUCUGGAUGUGUUUUCCGGCGUCUCUGAGCAGCUCAUGACCAUAAAUACGCGCGGCCUUGUUAAAGGACUUACCCACCUUUUCGUCGGAAGAGUCCGCCUCCCUGCUUAUAGCUCAAACUCUGCUCUCCACUCUCUUGAUUCAAUAUCCUUUAGAAAGUUGCUUCUAAGUGUUCUUUCGGUUGCGAAGGAAAGACACGACUAUUUUGGUGUUCUGCAAAGAUGAAGGCACCAGAAGACAGUGGGAGGUUUUCUAUUUCAUCCCUUCUGACCGCCAGAGGCGGUGCUUUAAGCACUGAAUGAUUCCCUUCGCGCAUGCGCAGUUCGAGCAUUUGUACCAAAAUAGUCACGCGUGACCCCGGGAUGAACCGGCAGAGGUUAUUUAUUCCGCCGGUCACCGAGGGUUCAGUCCCUUUUUCUUUCUCGCGCGCAGGUCACAAGCUUGCGAUGAGAAGCAUUUUUCUAAAAAAAAAAAACAAAAAACCUACCUUUAAACCGUAUGUGAAGUCGCUGGUAGUCCCGUGGCCGUAGGUCGGGGUAGCGAAAAUCGCCCUCCAGGGACUGUGACUUCCUUUGAGUUGUUCCUUAUUUCUGCUGUUUAUCUCCGACUGAGCGGAGCUUCACUAACUUCGUCGAAUGCUGGGGCGUUCGCCCGUAAGGAAGGGUCGGCGUCCCCCUCUCCUCCGGACAAGGUAGGUUGCUGUUGCAUUAAGCUUGGUUAGCGGACUUUAAUUGUUUUACAAGUCACAACCUAUGCUGGUAGAGGCCGUGUGCGCACCGUUUCCCCCCUGCAUAUGGUUGAGUACCGUGAAUGUAAGCGUAACGCUGCGUAUCGGUUACUUGCUGUAGCUAAAAGUCUGCUCGUUUCGUUCUUUUUGUUGAAAGAAAAAACCGAGGCCAAAGCUAGUUCUAAAAGAAGAAAGCCGGUACGCGGUGUCGCCAUCCGGCCGCAGCCGGCGCUACCGUUGUUGUAGUCGGCCUCAGUGGUGUAAGCGGUUAGACCGCUGCCCCACUCUCUUUUGUCGUACUAUCGGUCCACUAGCGCUUUUGAAUAGCUUCAUAUUUGUUUGGUGUCAUUAGUAUAACCAGUUGCGUUAGCGCCCUGGUCACUUUAAGUGCUCUUGUGCUGGAUAGCAUUAUUAUUAUUUAUUUAUUUAUUUUUUGUGGCAUUGACCAUUAUAACCAGUUGCGUUAGCGCCCUGGUCACUUUGAGUGCUCUUUUGCUGAAUAGCAUCAAUUUGUUUGCAUUGAUCAUUAAAGCCAGUCGUGUUAGCACCCUGGUCACUUAAGUGCUCUUCUGUUUGCUGAAUAGCCUUAUUUAUUUACUUAUUUACUUGCUUAUAACUGUCAGCUUAAUUGCGACUCAGUACUGGUAUAGGCAGCGUUCGCGCUCCCUCCCCCCAGUAUAAGCAACCUUCCGUCCAGCUAAAGCUAGCCUCCGCUGGUGCAGGCAGCGUUCGCGCUCCCUCCCCCAGCUCACGGCGUCUAUUGUCCGGCGGCCAGUAGCGUCAGCGCCCUGGCCUAGUUGGGACAGCUAGGUAGGAUGGAUAGCGCCCACUACUGCUCUUCAUGUCAGGUUGGCCUCCAGCCUGACGACGGACAUGACCUCUGCCCAGCCUGCCUCGGACCCGAACACCUCAGGGAGGCACUUGAAGGGGACCCCUGCAUGAACUGCAGCUACAUGCCUCAGGAGGCAAGGCUGGCCAGGCUGGCGGAGGUAGAGCCGCCACAGGGUGACGACGACCUCGCCCCAUCGGGCCAAGCAUCCACGCCCAGGACCAGGCGCUCAAAACGCCGGGCCCAUGUAGCCACUGCUGCCCCCGCUUCCAAAAGGACAUCGAGGUCUGACCGCUCCCGCCUUUCAUCAAGGGUGGAGAAGCUCUCAGCCGAGCUGGACCGCAUGAGGUCCAUGCUUCAGGCCCACCAGCCUGGGUCCCCUUCGGAGGAGGCUCGGGGGCCCACUCCGCCCAUGCCACUCCUAGUUCCAGAGGAAGAUACACUCUCCCUAGCGGCAUCGGCUACUCACUUUCAUGAGUAUGGUGACCGUGAUGGCGGCGAGGGAGACGGGGUCUCCCAGGUGUCCGAUCAGGGCUCUCACUCCUCAGCUCAAACUUUGCUGCCAGAGGAGGACGGUUCCAUGCGUGCCAUCCUGCGGAUGGCCCUGGAGCAAUUAGGUCUGCCCAUACCGCAGCAGGCAGAGCCCGCCCCUGCGAGUGCCUUCUUCAGGCGCAGGCCAACCUCCACUGCAUUCGCCGUCCCGCAUGCGGAGGACUAUAUAAAGGAGCUGCAUGCCUGCUGGAGAGACUCCAGGGCUUGCUCCCGCCUCUCGGCAGACGGUCGUACCCUGGCGGCAAUGCACGACACCGCAGGGGUCGGCCUGGAUCACAUGCCGGCAAUCGAGCCCAGCAUUGCAGCCCUUAUUGUCUCCCCCGACGAGGCUCUGCGACGGGAUACAAGGUGUCCUCGCCCGCAGUGCAGGCUGACGGACGACCUGCUCAUCAGGGGCUACGAUGCGGCGGCACGUGCUGCUAGGAUCGGGAACUCCCUGUCACACCUCCUGCUUGCCCUGUCAGCGUCCCUGCAGGAGGGCUACUCUAACGGGGAACCCGUCACCUUCUGUGAUGCGGCACUUGAGGCAUUCGGCCUUAUGUCGCGAGAGCUAGGAAGGACAAUGUCCUACCUGGUACAGGCUCGACGCCAGGUCUGGCUCUCCCAGUCGGGCUUGACUGAGGCAUCCAGGAAGACGCUCCGGGCUCUCCCUGUCGAGCCAGGAGCGGUUUUUGGCCCACGUGCCCAAGAGGCGCUGGAGCAGACGAUACAGGCUGGGCAGACCAGGCAGCAGCUUCUGAGUAUGCGCCGCAUGCCACCCCCCAGCAGGCCUCCCUCUGGCAGGGGCAGGGGCCCCCCAGCCGCCUCUGGAGCCCGGCUGCCAGUAGCUCAGAAUAGAGGUCAGCGUUCUCAGCGGCCUACGCAGAGGCAGACCCGGGACUCGCGGGACUCCAGCCGCCUGCCUUCUAGGCAGUUUCGAGCCCCGGACCCUGGUGGACCCCCCGCUUCCAGGGCCCCUAGGGGCCGGGGGGGCAGACGCUGAGCCCGGGGGGCCGGCCGUCGGAUACUUUACACAGCAGCAGCUCAGAUGCUGGGCUGCUCAAGCUUCAGACCCGUGGGUUCUUACCACCUUAACCCACGGGUACAAGCUGCAGUUCCGACGCCGGCCCCCCACAGGAAGCCGGGUCAGGAUUACCAUCAUUGCCGACCCGGCAAAAGCCCUCGCUCUCGACCAGGAGCUAUCCGCCCUCCUGGCCAAGGGCGCCAUCGAGGAAGUGGACCCGCUGCUGCAUCCCAGGGGGUUCUAUUCUACAUACUUCCUCGUCACCAAAAAGACCGGCGGAUUCCGGCCCAUCCUGGACUUGAGGGGACUGAACAGGUACUUAAAGACCUUGCCUUUUCGUAUGCUGACUACAGCGGGUGUGCUACAGUCCAUUGUCCGAAACGAAUGGUUUACAUCUGUCGACCUGAAAGAUGCCUACUUUCAUGUUCCCAUCGCGAGGCAACACCGCCGGUUCCUACGAUUUGCCUACAGAGGCCGCCACUGGCAAUUUCGUGUGCUCCCAUUCGGGCUUUCUCUCUCCCCAAGAGUGUUCAGCAGGGUGGUGGCAGCUGCACUCCAACCUCUGCAGUCCCGGGGCACCAAGAUACUGCCAUAUUUGGACGAUUGGCUGAUCUGCGCUCCGUCCCAGGCGCAGGCAGCCAGGGAGACAUCACAGCUCCUGUCCCACGUGGCGAGCCUUGGACUCAAAGUAAAUGCAGAGAAAAGCUGCCUGGUACCGUCCCAGAGCGUAACCUUUAUCGGUCUGGCCCUAGACACCAGAACGAUGGUGGCACGUCCGUCCCCCAGUCGGGUGGACGGCAUCUUAAGGCUGUUGCCAGCCUUCAAGAGAGGCAGGCGACUGCCGCUCCUCACCUUCCUCCGCCUCUUGGGCACGCUGACGUCCGUUGCGGCCGUCGUGCCGCUGGGCCUGCUGGCGCUACGGCCCCUGCAAAGGUGGCUGAACAGUUUCCACCUAGACCCAGAGCGACACAGGCACCGGAAGAUCGUCGUGUCACGGCAGUGCCUCCUUGCCCUAGCCACAUGGAGGGACAGGGCCUACAUUGUAAGGGGUGUCCCUAUGGGGGCUGUCCCAUCCCGCAGGGAGACCGUUGCCACGGACGCCUGCCCCUUGGGCUGGGGCGCAGUGUGGCAGGGCAGGACAGUUCGGGGACAGUGGUCUGUGGCAGACCACAGCAACCAUAUCAAUGUGCUGGAGCUGAAAGCGGUGCACUUGGCCCUAAGGCACUUUCUGCCUUACUUGGCAGGCAGACAUGUUCUGGUUCGGUCGGACAAUACUUCGACCGUUUAUCACAUAAAUCAUCAGGGCGGUACAAAAUCUGCGCGGCUGCUACAGGCGUCAAGGGACCUCCUGACGUGGGCAGCCCCUCGCCUGUUGAGCCUGCGGGCCAUGCACAUACCAGGAGAGCAGAACCAGGUGGCAGACCUUCUCUCCCGCCGGAAGCCUCCAUCAGGAGAAUGGUGCCUUCACCCAGAUGUGGUGCACACCAUAUGGAGCCGCUUCGGCAGGGCAGGGGUCGAUCUUUUCGCCUCAGAGGUGUCGACCCACUGCCCGCUCUGGUUCUCCCUAGCGGAGACAACCAGCCCUCUCGGCCAAGAUGCGUUCUCCCACCCCUGGCCGAGGGCACUCCUCUACGCUUUCCCACCUCUCCCUCUAAUUCACCAAGUCCUUCAGAGAGUAGCUCAGGAGGGCCACACCGUUCUCCUGGUGGCCCCUUUCUGGCCAGGGCGAAUAUGGUUCCCCCUCCUCCACCAACUCUGCCACGGGACGCCAUGGCGCCUCCCUGCCAGGACGGACCUGCUUUCGCAGCUAGGGGGGCGGCUAUGGCAUCCGGACCCACAACGCCUCCAGCUGUGCGUUUGGCCGUUGGGGGGCCCGAGCCGCUGCUGAGUGGCUGUGUAGAGACGGUUCAACAUACCAUCUUGAACGCGAGGGCACCAUCCACCAGGCUGCAGUACGAGAACAGGUGGCAGCUGUUCUCUAACUGGUGUAGAGACCGGGGCAGGGACCCAGUUCACUGCCCGGUGCCUGCAAUCCUAGAGUUCCUGCAAGGUCUCCUUGAUAAGGGCCGGACCCCUUCGACGUUAAGAGUGUACGUGGCAGCAAUAUCCUCCCGGCACACUGGUGUCAAUAACGGCACAGUUGGGAGCCACCGUCUGGUGUCGCUCUUUCUCAGGGGGGCUCAGAGAUUAAAUCCUCCGAGAGCCCCAAGAGCACCAGCAUGGGACCUCAAUCUCGUACUGGACUCCCUAUGUAAGGCUCCUUUUGAACCCUUGUCUCGCACAGAAUUGAAGUGGUUGUCCUGCAAGACAGCCUUUCUUAUAGCCAUCACCUCGGCAAAGCGCGUCAGUGAGUUGCAUGCCCUGUCAGUGAGCGAUUCGUGUCUGAGGUGGAACCCGGACGGAUCAGGUGUCACUCUAUGGCCCAACACGGCCUUCCUACCAAAGGUACUGUCGACGGCACACCUGAACCAGCCUAUUAGGCUGGCCCAGUUUAGCCUUCCACCGGGAGAGAGGACAGACAAGCUGGAACUGCUGUGCCCGGUGCGGGCCCUCAGGGCCUAUAUCGGAGCCACUGCACGCAUUCGCCGGUCAGAUCAGCUAUUCGUGUGUUAUGGUGGCCCAAAUAAAGGCAGUGCUCUGUCAAAGCAGCGCCUGUCCCACUGGGUCGUAGACACGAUCAGCCACGCCUAUCAGGAUAGUAACCAUCCCACGCCAUCCAGGAUACGGUGCCACUCAACGAGGAGUGUCUCCACCUCAUGGGCUGCCCUUAGGGGAGUUCCCCUGGAGGAGAUCUGCUCUGCUGCCUCGUGGGCGUCAUCAUGCACGUUCGCAAGAUUCUAUAGGGUGAACGUGGCCACUCCCCACCCAUUGGGUGUGGUUCUCCUUCCAGAGUCCUCCGAUUCCGCCCUCUGAGGUUUGUAAUUGGGGUUCCUCGUGACUUUGCUGGUAUAAGUCAUUCAGUGCUUAAAGCACCGCCUCUGGCGGUCAGAAGGGAUGAAAUAGAACGAAAGUUACGUAUGUAACUAAGGUUCUAUGAAUCCCGAAUGACCGCCAGAGCACUCCGUCACUCAGAACCCUCGUGUUCUCGCGAGAAAGUUCUGUAGGGACUGAACCCUCGGUGACCGGCGGAAUAAAUAACCUCUGCCGGUUCAUCCCGGGGUCACGCGUGACUAUUUUGGUACAAAUGCUCGAACUGCGCAUGCGCGAAGGGAAUCAUUCAGUGCUUAAAGCACCGCCUCUGGCGGUCAUUCGGGAUUCAUAGAACCUUAGUUACAUACGUAACUUUCGUUUUAUGUUUUCGGGACAACUAUGUAGGUGUUUGUGCUUCCCACUUCACUGAUAACUGCUUUGUAGAUUGAGGCCAGUGUGAGCUGGCUUUGCAUCUCAACUAUUACUAAAAACUUGAGACUGUUUCAUCCAUAAAGAGUGUCCAUGAACCGCAAACUGUAACAUCGUAAUAGCAGCUCAUUUAAUGAAAGCAAAUGUACAUUGAAGAGCUGUUUACCAGCCUCAGAUGUUAUCUGUAAGGGCAAAACUCUUGAGGAAUUUCUUGACUAAAAAGCUUUAUGAACAUUAACACCCACAAGUUAUAUCUAACUUUAUAUCAGUGGAAAAGCAGCAUAAACACAGUGUUUCAGACAGAGGCUGAAAUUAGGGCAUUCAUAGACGUCAGCAUAAGAUAAAUGAGGAGAGUUAUUCUGGGUUGCGAGCCAUGCAAAGCUGCUCUGAAGGUGUCCCAGACUGUCAAAGUGAAAGGUGAAAAUGAUUGUAAUAGGUCUUCUUUAAAAGUUCGACAGCCAUGUUAUCCACAAGAUUUCCAGCAUAUUUUCGAGCUCAGCUCACCCCUGCAUGUAUGAUUCAUGUUUGCCAGCGUCUUCCUUCAGCUCCCCCCCUGAUCCUUUUUCUCCUCCUGUUCACUCCCCACCAGGCGGAUCUGUUACCAGGAGGUCUCCCAGUGUUUCGGGGUUCUGUCCAGCCGGGUGGAGAUUCAGGACGUGAGCGGCACCACAUCUGCUGUGCGCCCCAGUGCAAGCACUCAGGUACUGUAGCCCCAUGCUGUUGUUUGCAUGAUAAACACCCAAAGGCUUGUUUGUUUUGCACUCUUAUCUAACCAGGCGUGCUGACUAAGAGCAUUAUUUAUAACAUUAACUGGAAGCCUGUCAAGACAACACAUGUCCUUUCCUGUUAGUCACUUAGCAUGUGUGCUGGAACUGCCUUGAAAUCUUAACACUCUUUGGUUCAUUGACUUUUGUCUCCAGAAAUGUAAUCUCAGUAUAACUGUUGCUCUUACUGGCUGAAAAUUAGCUCCUUAAAAAUAUAGUUUGUAAUAAAAACUGUAAUAAUGAUAAAAUUACACACUUAAUUUUUCUCCUUUUGUGUUUCAGCGCUCCUCCCGCAACAGUUUAGCAAUACAAAAUGCAAUGAACGAAAGCAGGGUGUCAUUUUUUAAAAAUGUUUCUACUCAAGCUAAAUUUAGCUGCAGGGAGAGUUUAAAUCAAGUUCAAAUUGAAUUAAACAUAAUCGUUUUUUGUCUAAUAUGCAGUCAAGGAAUUAGAAACAAUGGCAUCAGCUGCCAAGAAAAAAAUAGUGGGCGCAACAUUUAAAAGACAUUUGUACUUGGAGAGCUAAUCAGAAAGUCCUUUCAGGCAGAUUUACACUGACAGCAUGUGUUGUGUCCACUCAGCCCGGCUCUACAGCUUCCCCCAGGGGGACAGGGGCAUACUUUAUUUGGGAUUGUAUUUAUUGCUGCAGCACAAAACAAAGCCGAGCCAGAAGCCUCUCACCGAAAGACCGGAAAGAUGUUUACCUGAUUUUAAAUGGUGCACAUCUGCUGCUACAGAUGGUGCCGACUGUGCUGUCGAACUCGGGCAGAAAUAGAGAUUUGAAUUGCUUUACAGCUUUUAUUAGGUUUCUCUUCGCCUCUAUCUCUCCCUCCCGUCCUCUCUGAUAAAAUCGACAUCUCUUUGCAGGCUCUCUCCAGCAGCGUCAGCUCCAGCAAGCUCUUCCCCAGCAGCACUUCUCCCCACGAGACCUCCUUUGGAGAAGAGGUGGAGGUUCACAGUCUCCUCGUUGUGGAUCAGCACACCUUUGAAGGUGAGACAGCUGGAUGAACAUUUCUAUUUGAUCUUACAGAGCUGGUGCUUUCGUAUGGAGCCUCUGAUGGUGACAUAUUGUUCGCUCGGCUCGAAGAAUAACAAGGUCAGAGCGGGAAACCCUCUCCCUGUUAUGGUACUGACAGUCAUGUCUUAACUAAUAAGGGGUGCGAAAACAUUUCAACAGAUAAUCCUGAGUUAAUCUGCUUUUACACUUCAUGAGAUAAGCUUUUGUUUUCAUCAUAACUUAACGUCCAAAACUUAAGCGGGCUGUUAAGCAUCAUGCGGGCUCUCUCUGUGGCAAAUCCUACACUUUAAUAGAAGGUUUUUCCUCCACCCUGUUUUGCAAUGCAGAUUUGACUGCACCAGACCUCCCUAUGGAAACCAGAGAGUUACCACAUCUGCAUACAUUACAGUAUGGUGUAUGUUAAUGAUAUGUAAAUGAAGGAGUGUUUCAGCAAAACAUAUCCACAGCUGACUCCACUUUAUCAAUGUGUGAUCAGAUAACUGCUUAUUUAUGUGUCAUGGGAUUAUCAUCAAUCAGAUGUGGAAACAUCCUCAUGCGCAGUAGUUUAGUGUAUUAGUACACUAUAGAUGCUUAUCUGUCUGUCUGUGAACACGGUGCAUUGAUUCACGUCGCUGCGCUGGUUCCUCUUAUUGAACGAGAGAUGCAGGGGUCAUGCAUAUACAUAGUGGAACCAAUUUACAGCUUACAGCUACAGCCCAUGAAUCUGCUGUUGUUUUUAACAAGGCUUUGCAUUCUGCACUGCCUCUACUUAAUCAUCUUAAGCUAUGUCAACAAGGUUUUAAUGGAUGCCUAAUUUUCCCUCACGUCUUCAGGUAAUGGAACAUGUGAUUCACAGCCAUACCUUUUGCAGAGCGCUUUACUUCUUAUUUUUAUCGGUAGGCUCUUGUUUGCUGACUAAAUUAAGCCCAAAUACCUGGGAGAAAAAAUUUAAGCGAAACCAGAAAUUUAACUGAAACAAACCAGAGAGGGGGGGGGGUAUGAGCAAAUAGGAAAAUGUCUGUGCGGAGCUAAUCAGAGGGGAUUCAGUGACUGAGAACACCUGUUCACGUGCGCCAAAAUCAUUAAAGCCUUGACGUGGGAACAUGACAACUCUCAGUAAAAAAGGUGAGGAAACAUUCGUGAGCGCAGGUUGUACUAAAAUGACUGCAUUAGUUUUCAGGUAUAAAGAGGAAACUCACGUGUCAAAGUUUCAGUCACACAUGCUUUAAGUGCGUGUUCUCGUAGCAGUUUUGACAUCAUCACACUUGCCAGAGUUGUGAGUGCUCACAGUUCUCCUCAACAAGGUUUCUUUUCUUGGUAUAUGAUGUAGGGGAUGUAUAAAUGCAAGCACUUGUAGCACUUGUCAUGGUGUUCUUUCAAUCCAGGUGCAGAUGCAUAUAGAUCGGUAUACAUGCUGAACUACAGGUAAUUGAAACCAUAAGCCCCUCUCCCACAGACAGAUAGGGAAACAGGAGCGAACCACACACCCCGCAUACAUAGCCCAUCAUGCAGGAGGCUACUGGAGCAUCAGUUUCAGUAUCGUGACUUUCUCGACAAAUCCCCUCAAAACAUACUGAGCUCUAAUCCUUUUUAUCAGUGAUCAGUUUAUGCUGUGAACUCACACACAGUAACUACCUGUGAUCAUCUACCGCAGUGAGGGAGCAGAAAGUGCACUUAUUGAUGAGCACAGAUUGUGUCACCAUCAGGAGGAGAAAAUAAAAACAUAUCAAACCUUUUGCUCGGCCAUGAAAACCUGACUAUACAAGACUUAGAGUUUGCUAUCCUGUCUAAAUCCUAAAAACCUGGAGUAGCUGAUGUUCCGUGUCGUAACGUGGUGUGCGUAAGCUCGGCCCCACAAAGCUCUGACACGCAGACAGCAGAAGGGCUUAAAAACGAAACUGUGGUUACACCAAAACACAAUAAAAACCCAGCAUAGUUUAUUUUUAAGUAGGUCACCAUCGGGUCUGCCAAAAAAAUCAACUUGGAACAAAUAUUGAACAUGACAUGCAAAUGUUUGGAUGUGUUCCAAAUUUGCAAAGUCAUCGCUGACAGCGUUUGUCUGAGCCUCAGUCGUACCACACAUCUCCUCCUCAGCCGCCACUGCUGCACGUCGGUAAGAAGCCAUCAGGCGAGCCCGCAAAUCUAUCAUGAAGACAGCUGCUUAAUUCAAAGUUGACAAAGAGCUCCAUCUUUUAUUUUCACACCUGCGCUCUGAUCCCAGAAUAUUUCAACACUGAGUUUCUCAGAUGCUUUGGUGCUGUGAUUGUCCGCUCAGUGCUGCUUUGCUCGACCACAACCACAUUUACUGAGGUCAAGAGCGCACAGAUUGGCAAGCGCCUCCUGCUGGAUCAUGUGACAAACUACUUCAGGCGUACUUCUCCCCCGGAGUUCGAAUGAAGGUUCCAGUUUGUAAUAAAAUCUGACAGCCCUAGUGAUAAUGUUGUUAUGAGUGUUUACAUGUUUUGUGCCAAAUGAACUUCAGGGAUUCACUCACCAAACAGAAAAUUUGCAGCUUGGCGCUAAAUUGGUGCUUGGCUGUGUUAAUUUGAAACCCUGCAUUAUACUGUUUUUAUUUUGUUUUAUUCUGUGUGUCUUUGUUUCCAAUCCGGGUCGAACCAAACCCUUUUUUCCCCUGUCAGAACUCUAGAACAACAUGUGCUCCCUAAUUCGUCAUCAUCUUGAAAUCUCAUUUUUCUGGUCAUCCAUAUUGUUUCAUUCUUGCCCUGUGAGGCUUUGCUGCAUCAAUGUUUCUGCAGGUUCCUAGAAAUUCUAAAUCAAGUAUUUUUCCAUAACCAAAUGAGCUUUGGCUUGUUUUCAGAAACACAAUUUCAAUGGGGAAACUCUGUAAUAAAUCAGCAUCCUCAGUUUCAGAAUGCUUUGUGUUCUCCUGUGACCUCAUGUUAGGUCAGCCGCUGAGCUAGUCCCUGCCUUCGUCUUAUUGAUCCUGUUCUUAUCAUCCGUAGCCGUGCACAGCAUAAAAGAGGACAUGAGCUCAGAUUUCCUGAUAAAAACAUGAAGGGGCUUCCUGUAGAUAUCAAAGGAUUUACACUUCCUCAGAGGAAAGAGACUUCACUAAACCUCCUUGAGUAGUAUUUCUUAUUCCCUUUAACGGACUAAUAUUUGUGGAGCUGGAAAAUAGCUUUGCUGCUCUAUAAUCAUCACGGGAAGUACAUCAUUUUCUUGACUCAUAUUCUUUCUCUAUCACGCCACGGGACAAAUACUCCCACCCUAAUUAUGUAACCUGGGUUAUUGCCUUGAUUCACAGAGCCACCAGGGCAGUGUCAUAACUGUUGCAACAUUUGGACACCUGAGUACAACCACACUCGCAAAUGCACGCAUGAAACCCAGAGCUUACCCAGACCGUACCCUGAGGAGCUACAUGUGAGAACAUAAAUGCCAAAAACAAUCCAAGUGGACAUCAAACAGAUCUCAUCCCCCCAGUGUCCAAUGACCUCACGUGUGAACACAGCGGGCUAUUUUUACAGGACUGUCGACAAGUUUCUCCCUUGUGGAUUGUCUUUGCUUUCCUCUUUUUUAAGCUGAUUUUGCAAACCCGUCUAAUUACCCAUAAACAGUCAUCAGUAAAGAUGUGUCCUCUCUGCAGGAGCUCUAGCCUUGUCAAAUUAAAGCAAAGUAUUUUUAACAUGUGAGAACAUUUCUGACACAAUCUGCCAGUGACAUUCUGGCAGCUCACAUGAGAAAACAGCUGUAGUUUAUGGCUUGAAGGGAGUCUAAAUGAAGAGUGAAUCAAUAGUCACUACAAGAGUGGGGUUUUUAUUUAAGUUUAAGUUCCUGUGAGAUACUUUGUUUGUGUUAAUUUAGACAAUAAGGGCCUUGUCGAUAUUGUCUUGUAUGUAAGUGCAAAUCUGUGUUUUUUCUCCUCAUCCCGCUUUCUUUCAACCAUCAAGCACAUCGCUCAUCAUCAAUCUCGUCCUGUGGCAGAUUUCUGUUUAUCACCACUCAUCUGCAGCAGUUUAUGUUCCCUCAUUCUACUCAACAGAAAUGAUUAAGGCCAAUUAACAAUAAGUUUUCAUGGCCUUUUCCCCCCUCUAAACCUGUGCAAAUAAGACAAAAUGGAACCAUCUUAUUCAUGCAGCACAUGCAGAGACCACUUUUGUUUGUGUGCACUCAAAUGAGCCAUUAAUUCAUCUAUUUGAGGGAAAAUUACUUCAUGUGUUCAAAUGAGCUUUGUCAAAACUAAUUCCCAAACAAAUCUGCUGGUGAAUUAUCUAAAAAUAUUUUUUCCGUAAAUACAGUCUUACUCAUUACUACUACAGUGAUUGUCAGGAGUCGUUGCACAUGUGAAUGAGUCCCUCUCUUUGGAUCUGGUCCAGCUGCACCUGCAUAUGCCACUCAGAGCACUUUACAGUCGUAGUUUUACGAACAGUUGGAGCUAGAUUACUUAAUAAGACAUGUCACAGAUCCUCCAAACUCAUCGUCCGUAUGUGUAUAGAUAUGAAAUCUCAGGGUGAGAUUGCUCAGCGGAGAGCGGAGCUGCUAAUGGCUCAUUUCCACUAUCAGACACAAAGCCAGAUUAAACUGCAGAGAACCGAGAAUGUAGUGGGCGUGUGUGAGCUUGACUAUCAUCGGCCAGCUUGUUCUCGAGUAUGGAAAUCUCAGAUUCUCUAAGGACCCAUAAGGCAUCAUCUGAAAAUACAGCAUCUGGGAGUGUAGCAAUAGGCAAGGAACAAAGAACUUAACACCCUAACUUCCCUUUGUGCACCGACUUUGAUGGUCUGUUCAGAAACUUGAGAAAUGAGAAUGGAGUUGGAGUUUUGGGACAGUGGCUGCAGCAGAUAUCUGCUCAAACUAAAAGUGCUGUUGCAUGAAUGAUGAUGGAUCCAGGUUAGCAUCCCAGCGGAUUGCGUUCUGCCUUCUUUUACUCCCCUACACUGUUUUCUUGGCUGAUUUCCUGCGUACAGCCAAUACCCUUGGCACACUAGAGGACAAUUAUUCUCAGAAAAGGCCCAGAAAACCAACACACCUCCGUUUCUGAAAUCAAGCCCUGUGCCUGUAUUUUUAUGUAAAUUAUGUGCAUAUAGAUGAAAGACUGAGCGAUAUGUCUAUCAUGCGGUAAAAAUUCAGUAUUUGAAUUCUUUACACUGAAAGAAUAAAGUGGGAGAACAGACAAAAAGUACAUAAAAGAGCAGGUAAAUAUAGAUCCUUUUCAGGAGGAGAUAAAGAGUUCUGCAGUCUCAGCUUUUAAUGUAUGUGUUUUCUUUUCCCCUCAGUUCUACACGCCCAUCAGUUCCUCCCCAGCGAGUACGCACUCAGCAUGGUGUCCUGUCGUCUGGGAAAAGACCCAUCAGUGUAUUUCAUCGUGGGCACGGCCAUGGUGUACCCAGAGGAGGCUGAGCCGAAGCAGGGGCGCAUCGUCGUCUUUCACUACACUGAUGGUCAGUUAAUGAGCUUCUUUUAGCUUUCCCUGUUAACACGCACAAACUCAAGAGCAAGUUGGUGAUUUUUCUCUCAACUUUAUCCUGUUUCUCUCCUCGUCCAGCUCAUUCUGCUUUCCUGCCUCUCUCCUUCACACUGUUUCAUUUUCUCCUCCCCUCCUCUCUGCCCUGUUUGUCCUAUGGUGCUCUUGUUUCCCUCCUCACUUAAUCAUUCUCUUAUCUCUCCUCAUCAGACUUUCCUCCUCUCACCUCUACUGAUUCCCCUCAUUUUCUUUCAUACCUUGUCCCUCUCAAGGUGCAUGGUUUGCCUUUUAUUUACCCUCCUUUAGCUUUUUGUUCUUUCCUCCACCUUAUUCCCGGAGCCUCACCUCCCUUUAUUUCACUCUUUCCUCUGUCGCGUUCACAGUUGCAGAGCUGUACUCUGUGUUCUGCCUCACUGAGAUCUUGUAGGUGCUAGUUAAAGUUGACAUUGAGUGUGUAACACUUAAAUUGUUCACUGAACGGACAGGCUGACAGGCAUGCUGCUCUUUACCUGCAGGUAAACUGCAGACCGUGGCUGAGAAGGAGGUGAAAGGAGCUGUCUAUUCUAUGGUGGAGUUCAAUGGCAAGCUGCUAGCCAGCAUCAAUAGCACAGUAAGUGAUGCUUGAGAGUUCAGCAAGACGUAUACAGCACCUGACUUAUUUCUUUUUACCUUGCUUUUAUGUCGUACAAUGUGUGUACAAAUCUGAAGAGGAAAGUGCAGCUUGAUGUUUGAGUUUGUUUCAAGGUAAACUUUGAGGUGAGUCGAUUUGUCAGACGAUGUCUUUACUGCACUCACUGUCAGAAAGCCUGAAGUCUUGGUGGUGCACUUGAAAGCUUUAGUCUGAACUCUUGAUAAGGUGCUGACCACCGGCUUCUUUCAAGUGCACCUCCUGUCUGUGUGUCAAGAGGUGUUUUUUUAGUUCUGACGUAGUUGUGUUUACGCUGAACUAUUGACAUAGAUAGAUAUCUGGACAGAGAGAGCAUCAACAGCACUCGGUUAUUACUUUGGAAGACUAGCAGUUUUUUUGUUUCGACUGAGUAAAAAUGGUGACUGCAGUGUGAGGAUUUAUCUUACCUUAGUAUUAGGACUAUGAACAUCUAAAAUUACCAAAAACUGGAACCAAUACAGUCACAGUGAACUGGUUCAGACUGACAGGGAGUUUUAAACUGGUUUUGAAACAGACUGGAAUUAAAACCAAAACACACGCUGUUCAGUGCUGCUGCUUGUCCACUGCAUCCUGGUUUUUGGGGGUUUUGCCUCGUGCUCAUCUCCAAGAGCCAGAAAACCUUUUUCUAGUGAAAUAACAUAAACUGAAAAUCACCACUGAUUUACCUUGAAAAGAUAGGAAAUUACUCUUUUGUUUUAACACAAUGAGAGGUGCAAGAACAAAGUGAUUGGUUUUGAUAAAACUCUUCAUAAAACAAAUGAAUAAAUGAUGAAACAGAAGAGUGAAAACUUUUGAUUUCAUGUCACUGGAUUAGGUUAAGUCUUUCAACAAAUUCACUUAGCAUUAAAAUUAACAUGAGCUAGACACCAGUAGUAGAGUCAUUCAUUUGUUAUUUGUGGUGUUUUUACAUCAGAAGACACUGAACUCCACUCCUCUUGAACCUCAAGCCUUUUUCUCACCAGCCAGCCAACCUCUGGAUGACUUUUCUAUCUUUGAUUAUUAAAGGAGAAUGUGACCUGCUCAAGAGGAGAAGUGCCUCUUCAGUCUUUUCAAAAUACCAACAACCUAAUAGAUUUAUCCCACAUAGACUGCUCUGUGAAAUCACUUGACUUACAGUGUGAAUGAACCAGCUUCCCCCCUGACUGUCCUGUAAUGCCACGCUCAUCCACACUGAGCCAUAGAUGGAUUACAAGGAUUAAAAGCCUGAAAAGGAGGCUUUAUCUGGAGAUAUCGAGAAUCAAACAGUCAUGGUUUGCAGAUUUCUGGAACUAAUCUCAACGUCCAGUGAUUGAUUGGUUACCACUUCCUCUCUGUAUCAUUUUUAACAAAUCACUUCCCCCAUAAUUCCUCAAAAUACACUUCAGAAUUACUACUGAGGACUUCAACUUGUGUUUCCUGAAGCAGCAGCAUCACCACAAUCAUCAGAACCGAUUAAUCAAACAAGUGAUAACUUGACAGUUUUACCAUCUGACGUUGGCCUCAGUGGAUUACAAUACAUGACUGAGGGGGAACGUCGCACCAUUUACUCGGAAAAUGCUUUUUCACUUCUUAAAUAUAAAUAAUAUAUAAUAUUAAAUAUAUUUUUUUUAUUUUUUUGUUGCAUUUUUUGUCUUUAUUUUAUUAGAUUGGACGACUUAAGAGAGAACAUGGAACUAAAACACCAACUAGGCACACACUUAUGAAAUAACAUGCCUGACUUUUUUCAUAUCGUGUCCAAAUGCCUGUAAUAAAAAUUGUGUCUGUCUAACUGUUACCAACAAUUUAAAAUUAAAGACAGAACAACAGUUUAGGAACAAACAGCAUUAAAAACACUUAAACAUAAAAACACAUCUGUUUUUCACCCACCCUGCAGUCAAUUUCUGGAUAAAAUAUGUAAAUAAAAUAUCUUGCAUAUCCACAUCUUGAUGGCUUAUCUUUGCACUAAUUACACAAAAUAACCCUCCAUCCUUACUUAAUUAUUCGAUCACUUCUUAAUCACCCUUCCCUGCUGACUGUGGCAAAAAGAAGCAUUUCUGAUUUUCAUUCAUAUCACCUUUAUUCGUUUUAAUGAACAAUACAUGAAAUAAAUAGCACAUUAGUUUUGAGGUUUUCAGGUGGACUGAAAAUUCCAGUUUCAGCAAAAUAAAUAAGAACGUGUGAGUGAAGAUAAGAUUUCCUGCUGGGAAAAUGAAGCAACAAAAUGUACUUGAGAAAUAAAUAGGUUUCAGGUCAGUGUGUGGGGUGUACAUAUUGAUGUACGCAUAUAGUCAGUAAAAGUAGAGGGAUCUUAUUUCUAUGAUGCUGCGAAAGAAGAUACUGCCUAAGGAAGGCUUCUUGACUAAAAGGAUUGAUAAAUGAAAUGCAGUAAUGGAGAGCAUUAGAAGAAAUAAAAGACAGAAAUCAAAGUAAACACAACACAAUAUGCUUUUUUCUCACACUUGAAGGAAAGGGAGGUAAGAUGUACUUAAAAUGAAGCUUUGAUAAAGACAAGCAAAGUUAUACAAGCCUCAUAACAUAAAAAAGCUCCACAUUCAAAAAAAUCAUCCUUUUGAUUUCCACCAACUUGUCCAACGCCAACUAGCUUUUCAUUCAGAGAUCAAGUAUAGACAUAAAAACACAUUUGUCUGUUCCUUCGUUCUAACACCGCGGAGCUCUGAACUCUGGCAAAGCUGGGAUGUUUGAUCUUGUACUACCAUCCUGGCGAUGCUUUCGACAUCUCUCUCACAUCAGGAGGAGAGAUAACAGAUUUCACAGAUCAAACCGUCACCUCUCCAUCACUGAGUCAGCCCAAAACCAUUUUAAAGAAGUCUUAGAAGGUGCAGACAGUGUGAAACGGUGGGUGUAAUUAGCCGUUAACUCUUGGCGUAAUGUGGCAGCUGAUGGCUCAGACGGUUAAUCAGCACUUCAGCCUCACUCAGGCUCAUCUUAUCCAGAGUGAUAGCGACGCGGCGCCAAGGUGUCAGCCAGUUCAUCAAACGCUGCUGAGGCUAAUUGCCGAUCUUCUUCUUCCUGGCUGCGCGCGCCACAACAAAACAAUCACUCACCUCUGCUGUUUGUUUCAGGUCCGUCUGUACGAGUGGACGGCCGAGAAAGAGCUGAGGACCGAGUGCAACCACUACAACAACAUCAUGGCUCUGUACCUGAAGACCAAAGGAGACUUCAUUCUGGUGGGGGACCUGAUGCGGUCCGUCUUGCUGCUUGCCUACAAACCCAUGGAGGGCAACUUUGAAGAGGUCAGACAUGAGAUAGACUUCAGAGUUUCAUAACUGUAAAAGCCAAAAGUGAUAUUUAAGUGGGUCGCUGUAAACCUAAAGGCUCUGUUAAAACAAAUUAAGGCUUUCACUUUGCUGCUCAUUUUUUGGGAUUCAUAUUCUUACGUGCUGAGAUACCAUCACACUUCAAACAAACAUUUAGUCAGAGUCUGUUUAUCCACACUUAAUAUCUCUUUGGUGUGUAGAUGUUUUCUCCCUAUAUGCCAAGCAUUGUGGCAGACAUAUACCUCCCAGCAUUUUGGAGAGCCGAGUGUUCAAAUUGAUUUGCGGUGGAAAGAUGAAGAGAUUUGUGGACGAGUCACGCACACUGUUGAGCACAUGCUGCGGCGCUGCGCUCAGUGUGAUAAGUGGAGGGAGAGCAGGAAAAGGGCUUUUUGAAAUUAUUCACAAACAAAACAGACCUCAGAGUUGCACAGACUCUAAGAUGGAGAGCAGUUAUUAAUUUGUAACUUUGAGACAAAGUUGCUGUGCAUCAAGCCAAACUCUGUUUCCACUGACUUUGGUUUAUUUGGGUUGGUUUAAGAGCAGAGUAUAGAAAGGAGGCACUAUAUGGAAUUUCUUUAAGUGUGCAAGCCCGUCCUAAUAACUUACAACAUGGUAUCUCACAAUAUCGAGUACACUCCUCACAUAUCUGCAAAUAUUUAAUGAUAUCUUUUCAUGGGACAAAACUGAAGAAAUGACACUUUGAUACAAUGUGAAGUAGUCAGUGUACAGCUUGUAUAACAGUGUAAAUUUACUAUCCUCACAGCCAUUAAUGUGUACAGCACUGGCAACCAAUGUGAGUACAGCACUAAGUGAAAAUGUCCAAAUUGGGCCCAGUUAGCUAUUUCACCUCCCUGGUGUCAUGUCACUCAUUAGUGUUACAAGGUCUCAGGGGUGAGCGGGGAGCAGUUGGGUUAAAUUUCUUUCUCAUACCGGUCACUGGAAGGUCAAAGUGGAACCUCAUGGCGAAGAACUCUCUGAGGAUCUGAGUAAUUGUUGCUCCGCAUAAGAGAUGGCUGAGGCUAGAAGAAGAUCGCCAACACCCUGAAACAGAGCUGCAGCAGAGUGGCCAAUAAGGCUGGGCGAUAAACUCAAAAUUUACCGAUAACAAACUUUACGACAAUAACUGACAUUUUGCCCAUGUCAAUAUAUUCGGUGUCAAAAAAAUAAAUAAAAGUUGUUGUUGAUGUGUGUAGGAAGGCUAUGGUCUCAUGUCCCUUUAAGACGCUGUCCUACGUCAGAGACGUGACUCCACCCCAUCCAACAAGAGGGAAAGACAGGCAAGGAGAUGGAGGACGUUCAAAAGUUGUACUGGCUGGAGCGGCUGAAGUAGACGAAGUCAAUGUGAGAGGGAGUGAGCAGCUUGUGGAGUAAUUAUCAUCCAUUUAUUGUUAUCGAGGUGAACUGCUCACAAUAUUGUAAUAUUAAUUUGAGGCCAUAUCGCCCAGCCCUAUAUGCCAAGACCACUAACAGGUUCUACUCAGAACAGGCCUCAACAUGGUCGACAGAAGAAGUUGCGCAUGUUCAGAGUCAUAUCCAGAGGUUGACUUUGGAUAAAAGUUGAUAAGUUCCGGGAGGAAGCUUCUUCUAAACAUGAUGCUCAAGAAGGCCUGUUUACUUAAGACAAGCAGAUGUAGGCCAUGGGCUACUGGUACCACUUCCUGUGAGACCAAGAUAAAUGGUUCAGAUGGUGUCCAGUGUGCAUGGCAGCAACCAGGCGAGGAAUACAAAGACAAGUGUGUCUUGCCUACAGUCAAGCGUGGUGGUGGGAGUGUCAUGGUCUGGGGCCGCAUGAGUGCUGCCAGCAGCGGGGAGUUCAUUGAGGGAGCCAUGAAUGCCAACAUGUACUGUGACAUACUGAAGAAGAGCAGGAUCCCCUCCCUUCAGAAACUGGGCUGCAGGACAGUAUUCCAACAGGAUAAAGACCUCAAACACACCUCAGAGAUGAUCACUGCCUUGCUAAAGAAACAGAGGGUAAAGUUGAUGGACUGGCCAAUCGUGUCUCCAGACGUAAACCCUUUUGAGCAUCUGUGGGGCAUCUUCAUACAGAGAGCAGGGGAGCACAAAGUCUCUUACUUCAGAGGUUCAUGAGUCCAUAGUAAAACUUAGAUCACUGAUCUUGUUUCGACUCAGAAUACCGCCCCAAAUCCUGGUAAACUUUCUGCGGCUCUAAAAUCAACUCUGGAGCAUUUGCCUUUUUUGUGCCAGCUGCUGCUUCAUAUUUCAUCAACACAUCUUUUUUUUUGGAAUGACAACUCUCUAACUUCCUAUCAAACAGGUGGCAUUAAAAUUUGAGGACAUAUUCCUCUCCUCUCAGAAUACUCAGCCCAUGUUUUGCAAAGUGCAGUUGUGUUAACCCUCUCUCAAAAACCAGCAAAACACCCACACAAGAGACCUCUUUUUUUCUCUCAUUAUUUUGAUCUGGCUGUGCUUGUUCUCUGAAAGUAAUGGUGAAUCGAAACCGUUGAAUGCAGCUUUUAUCAGCUGAUAAAAAUCCUUAUUCUGGCCCUAAUACUCUGUCUAAUGUGCAACCAGAAACAAGAAACAUCAGUCAGAAAACUUUAAAACCAAAUAACUUUGUAUAAUAUGUAAUAUCACUCUGUCUACAGCAUGUAAAGGAUAUAUACAGAAGAAGAGCUGUCUGUUUUGCAUGCGCACAGCCUUUAUUGUGAUGAAAUGUUCUUUUUUUCCCCCGACUAGGACCUUGCAGGUCAAAAUGUUGCAUUAAAGAUGGUGAGAAAUGAUGUCUUGUUCAUUAUGUGUGCAGACAGUUUCUCCUGUUCUCUUCAGUAUAAAGUGAAAAAAAAAUCUUCUUGUAUUUUUUUCAAGCCAAUAUCAUUAACAGGCAAACUGACUGUGGUUUGAGAUGCUGCUAUAUACCUUAUUUACCUGUAAAGUAAUGAGCUGCAGCAGAGUACAGGCACAACCUUUUCAAACAGAUCAUAGCGCUAAAUUGUGUUUAUUUUUCUUCACAAACUCUGACAAAUAGAGAGAUGUUCAGUGGAUGCAUCUCUUACGGUGAGGCAAACAUCAUUAAGAGUUUCCCAGCCUGUUAUUUGCAUUAAAACAUGUCGACUACGUCUGAAUUUCAGCAUUUAGUUUGACCUAAUUUCUACCCUUUGCCCGUGGAUAAUACAGGAUUUACUCGUAGAUCGGAACUAUACAGACCUUGACCUUGUCUUGUUUACCGUCCACUCCAUCACGUCUCAUGUUUUUCUCGGUCAGAUCGCACGUGACUUUAAUCCCAACUGGAUGAGCGCUGUGGAAAUCCUGGACGACGACAACUUCCUGGGGGCAGAGAACGCCUUCAAUCUGUUUGUCUGCCAGAAGGACAGGUGAGAGAGACAUGAUGUCCCAUUGUACUCAGAGCGAGAGCUGCGAUGAGAUUUUCUGCUGAUGAAUUUCAACCUUUCCCACACUGAUUGCAGCCCCCUCAGCUCCUUCAUUGUUGCCAAAAUGUCAAAAAGUUUCUGACUCACCUGGAAUUAUCCCCUCAAAUCCCCGUUAUGUCAUUACAGAGAGUCUCAGGACACUCUCCAGAGCAGCAUCAUUGAUACAAAUGUGGCUUAACAGCAUUGUCCUUGCAUCUGUUGUGGAAGUUAUGAGUCAUCUCACCACCACCACUGAGCUUUUAGCCGCCCAGCUACAUCUCCCAUUUUAGUCAUUUUCUAUUAGACAAGUGUUGAUUUCAUGGAAAAGGAAGAAAGAUGUGGUCUAAAAUUGAGUGUGUUGCAUUAACGCCACCGCCUAUUAUCCCUCUAAUACAUCAGGUCGGGCCACUCAAUGCUUUUGACCUUUAUUUUUGUAUCACAUCUUUCUUCCUGCUGCUCUCUCUUUUUUUCCUUUGGACUUUUUCCCAUUACCUCUCAAUUACUCUCUGACCUUUUCUAAAGCUGCAGAUAUCUUUGCUCCUCUUGUUUGUCUUUUGCUUAAUCUAUCAUUCUUGGUACCUAAACAUUUCCAACUUUGCCUUAGACAUCUCUUCUUCUUUUCCUCUCACUUCAUUUGAUCUCUCUCCUUUCCAUUCGCUCGUGUACAACCUCCCCCCUUUUAUCUCACAUGAUCUGUCCCCUGAUGUUUUUAAUCUCUCCCUCUCUCCUCUUUCCAUUUCUCUCCUGCUAUCCUUCCCGUGGUCAGCGCUGCCACCACAGACGAGGAGCGACAGCACCUCCAGGAGGUGGGGGUCUUCCACCUGGGGGAGUUUGUGAAUGUCUUCUGUCACGGCUCACUGGUGCUGCAGAAUCUGGGAGAGAGCUCCACACCCACCCAGGGCUCGGUGCUCUUCGGCACCGUUAACGGCAUGAUUGGUAGGCACAUGGACAAUUUAACACUCGCUCAAGCAUUUACAUGCACACAAACAUCGCUGAAGGUAGAGCGGCUGCUGUGUUUCUCAUCAGUUUCUCACCCACAACAAUAACGAGAUAUCACAAACACUCAAGUGUUCAAACCUACUUAUUAAAAGACUAGUGCAAGAUUUUGCAACUACAACCAUUUGUGUCGUUGCAGGUACCCACUAUUCAUAAAAGACGCCCAUAAACUUCCCUUUUGAGACUUUCAUGGCUGUAGAUUUUAUACUUUCUGUGAGGCUCGAGUCAGCUAACAACUUGCCUUGCUUAGCACAAACUCUUGGAACCGGGAGAAACAGCUGGCUGGACUCCAUGAAGUUAAAAGGUUACCUAUUAAAGGAGACCUAUUAUUCUCAUCUGUACUUUAAUACACACUGUAAAAUCCAGUCUAUAAAAUGUACUAUAAAAGUCCUUUUUGUUAUCUAGACAGUGAGCCAGUCUAAACAGCAGAGCAGCCGAUAUACCAAUAUAUCUGUCUGAUGAAAAACACGUAUCUCCACUUCAAGCGUUCUGGACUUUUUUCAACACAUGCAUGGUCCAUAAUAUUCCCUAACAACCUGUAGCUUUGGGUAUCCAAAUGACCAAAAGAAAGACAUUUUAUAACAUCAUCUUUCCAGCACAUAUCUCCACUGGGUGUCGGAAGUGUCAACAAAGCACGUACCUCCCGCCCUGGCCCUGUGUUGUCAUGUCAGCAAACAGACUUUACACUGUGACGGACUCACUACAGUCCAGAGUGAUGCUACACUGAUGUCCUCACACCGACUGAUGCCGACCUAAAGCUUUUUUUUAACCAUGACAGUGUUGCUUACCCGUACGUUUGAUUUCUUCAGCCGAAUUCAUCGCCAGGGGGGAUUUGCCUCCGCAGAGGCAAAGCUGCUGCUAUUUUCUCUCUCUCUUGUUCGCAGACACUGGUGCAUGUUAAAUUGGUAGCCACGACUCAAAAAGGUUGACAACCAAUGUGGAAAUGUAGGAUAGCUCUCUAUCUAUCUACUUGUUAAUAACUCGUACUCGUAAAUAAUCAAACGUCAUUGGAGCACAUUAUUAAAAAACACAUUUGUCCACUAUCACUCACAACGCAAAGCACAUAAGUCUGUUUAAAAUAUCAAACUGGUCACUGAUGACUGUAAAUGCAGAUUUUAAUUUCGGGUCCUAAUUGUGUUUAACCACAGUGUUUAGGUUUUAUUCUGUAAGGUAGUUUAUGAAUAAAACUGUUUUUUAAUGUUCCUGAAAAAAACACCUUUUGGAGAUAUAUGUUUUUUAUUAGUAUUGUAUCGCAUUAUGAUAUCUUAGAAAGACGAUAAUAUUAGAUUAAAUAUAACUUCAUAUGUCCUUUUGCGAAGGUUCCCUCAAGGAAAUUGAAAGGUGGAUAUUUAUUAAUGGAUGUUAAAGAAGACAAGUCCAGCCCCACUUUUAAAAAGCUGUACACCCUCAUUAGGUCAUAACCAUGCACAUACAGAAAAGUAAGGUCUAGUGUUUGGUUAAGGAAUCAUGUGGAGUGCUGGUUUGAUUGAAAAGGCGGACAGUAGAUUCAGCAAACUGGUAGCCAUCAAAUAGGUACUGCUUGUAGGAGUUAAAGCUCGUGUAUUCCCAUGGUCCAUCCAUACGUGACAACAGAAACACUGCCUCUACACUUUGUGGACUUAGUAGAAAGUUAUAGAAGUCUUCAGAAUGAGAGACAGGCCUUUUUCUCUCAAGACACCACCCACAAUUUACAAUUUAACAUAUCAAGACUUGACCUGAACUUGACAUUCGACUCUGCUGUCUUACUAAGACAUGUUGGAGGAAAUGCCCACCAAGCAGCUCUUUCAAGGACACACCCGCUCAGAGGUUCUCUCACAGUUUCCUCCUCUGGAAAGUCCAUUUCACUGCUGUUGAUUGAUACAUGUCUCAGAAAGUUGCUCAGAAGUGUUGUGAAAGAAAGUCACAGAUAUUAUUUUCUUUCCGAUGGAUAAGUCACCAGACGAGCAGGGGGAGUUUUUGUGUUGUUGUUUGGGAAAAUAACAGUCACUACAGAGCUGUUUGUGCCCGACACUUCACUAACGACUCCUUAAAGGCCAGUAUGAGCAUGACUCGCUUAAUCUGGAGCUGCUUCAUCUAUAUAAGUCUUUCGUGAAGGCUCAGAAACCACAGUCUGAAAGUCACUUUAACACAUAAGUUAAUGUAACAGCAGGAGAGACAUGGAGUGCAAACACGCCAGUGGCUAUUCUCAGACAUACAAAGCUGUGCAAAAAGUAACACCCACAAGCUGUGUCUUAAAGAUUACUUUGUCAACCGCAAAAACAACCUAUUCUUGGCCCCAUGGUCAUUUGUGUCCAACUAAAUGACAGUUGUGGUUUGUUUCUGACAGUUUUCAGUGCCCACAUCUCUUGAGUUCAGCUUGAAUCAGUUGAGAUGAAGUAUUUGUCAAACUCACCUAACUGAAAGAUUAUAUUUAGAAACUUCAAAGCUGUCUUCAUCUCCAAGUACAGUAUGUCUGUUGCUGAGGAGAUGCUUUAAAAUCUCUUCAAAUUGUUAUAUUUUCCUCUUUUUCAGAAAAAAAAGUACACAACUGGAGCAGAACACAGUCUGAAAAGUUUAAAGUGAGCUAUUGUUAAAGUCACUUUUAUUGUUCUCAUACCUACCUUAAAAAGCUUCCUCUCUGCAAAUUGAAGAAAAUAAACCCAACAUUUGGUUUUAAACCAUUAACCAAGAAAAAUCCCCCCAUCCAGUUUUACAGUUUGAGAUAUGAGUUUUAUCGCCACUCCGAGACAGCUCUCAUGUCUAGUUUUUCCAAUAAUCAGCUGCCUGCAGCAAAGCAGACCAAUUAGGGAGUACACAAACUUUUGUCUGAGCCAUUUAUUCUGAACCAAUGUUUCUGUUUGAAGAGGCGAGAAGAAAAAGAAGGGAAAUUAUAUUUUUUUACACCUCAUUACUCAGAUUUAAACUAGUAACUUUCAGCCUGGCAGUAAUGAUGGCAAAGAUGAAAAGUACAGAGAGCUCAUCAUUUGGACACAGUAAUUUACACCAUGUGCUCACCAAAGCGCUGACACACAGCGUGUUAUUUCACCUCAACACCUACUGUAAUAUUUUAGAGUCCCAGAGGAAAGUUUAACUGAAAAUGAGAAUGUUUUAUCUCCCAGUAAAAAGUUUAAAAUACUAUCUCAAAAUCAUAACAAGCUGCAGCGUAAUAAAGAAAACAGCUCUCCAGACUCAAGCUGCUCAAAGUGGCAAAUUAGAAACUCACAUGAAUAUUCAGUCGAAAGAACAGCAAGUGGACAAACUGAACAAACUUCUCAUGGACUUGUUUUGAAUCAUGAACCGGGUCCUUGUGUGCAGGACAGAUUAUCAGACAGACAGGUAUAUGAAACAAGACUCCAACCUGAUAUGGUGAUAGUUACAGCAGUUUUAUCUACAAAGCAGAUUUCAGAAAAAACACACUAACAGUUUCUUUGAGUCACGAAUCAAAUCAAAGAAAGCAAACUCCAUCCAACAUACAUCAGACACACCACACGGCAAUUAAGCGUAAAAAAAUACAGAAUGAUCAAAAACGAGAAAAAGAUUGCUUUACAAGCAACCAACCAUACAAGACAUCAUAUUUACACGCCCACAGAGCUACUGAGUGAAUAAAUGAGUGUUUAUCAUGAUGAUCAAACACUAUAGAACUAAAGCUUACAGCUUGUGUGAAUACUCAGCUUACAAAAAGCAAAAUUAUGUAAUUCUGCGUGUCUGAGCCGGUCCAAUUUAUAUGAUAAAACACAUAAUCAAGAGGGGGGUUUCUUUUUAUUCCGUACAAUCCAUCAUAUUACACCAGCAGCACGCUACAAUAACAAUAACAACAGCUGAUUCACUCUGAACUAUCGUCAGUUAUUAUUUUUUUGUUGUUGUAAUUAUCAAUUGGUUUAUAUUUGAAGACCUUUUUAAAAUGCUGCAAUUUUAAUUUAUCACUAAGGUCGUUUCAUAAUUAGAUUUUUAUAUCAGUUCUCACUUUACAUUUUUUUCUGUUAGGGAACAAAACACACUUAGCUCUUCUCAUGUGGUUUAAUGGUGAUAUACUGUGUGCUGUAGUGCGUGUAUAUCAUGCAUUUGUUAUGUUUUGUGUUAAUUAUACAUGCAUUUAUUUUUCUUGUUUUUUAUGAUCAUUCUCGUUUAUAUUUGUUCAUUAUUUAAUUUCAGUGCUUUCAUAAUGAAGUACAGCAUCUUAGCUUCAGGGGAAAUGCUGCUCUAUCAUCCAUGAACAUACUUCAUAACUGUGUCCAUACAAAAAUACCUGGAAAUCAGAAUACAAAACUACGAUUAGACUUGUAGUUUUUCGUGAAAGAUUUAACCAAGAACAGUUUUUUGGGUUAUUUUUUCAAAUGAAUCAUUAUUACGAAGAGUCAACAGAAGAUUUAUUACCAGGGAAAUUCAUGGUUCCUGCGGCUCUGCCAACUUCCAUAUGGUCCCUGUCAGUUUGUCCCAAAACUCAAACACUUCCUCGUGUUCGUGUUCAGGAAAACAUGAUCUGCAUUAAAACCUUUGCAGCACAUUGUUCAAAAACGUUUGUCUCUUUUUGUGUUCUGUCAAAUCCAGCAGAGAUCUUUUCCCCAGAGCAUCUCCAUAAUGCACUCUCUGUCUCAGAAAUGGCUUUUUCCCUUUUUUUCUUCUUUUUUUUUUACAUCGAAGAAAGCACGUUAUUAUUUUAAAGCCUGUGGCUCUUCAGAUUUAUGAGGAAAUUACCCUAAAAAGAAAGCCUUUUUAAAGCAGCCUUGAAUUAUUGACGUAUUCAAAUCACACUACUUUACUCCUUACAUAGUGCCACUAUAUGUGCAUGAAAGUUGCAGGAGGAGGACUGCAGUCACACUAAUGAUCUGUUAGUUUAUUUAUUAUGAAGCUUUUAAUGCCUCUCUGCUGACUGGAGCUGUGGUUUGAGGGGUUAUAAUUUUUGUUUCCCUUUUCUCCUCAAUGCGAUAUCCGAGAAAUGAGGGUAUUUCUCUGGUUUUGGCACAAAUGUCCUCGUGGACGACCUGACUAGAUUUUGGUGGUCAGAGGACAAAGUUUGGUUCAGCUGCGUGCUCUCCUCUCUCUGUAGUAUUGUGUCCUUAUAUCAGUGCUCUGCUCUUGGAUAAUGAACAGUCUGACUGAGAAGGCAGCAAGUUUCUCAAAGUGAUUUAUGCACUCAUAUUCAAGAUGUCAACAAAUUGAUAAAUCCCAAUUCACCUUAUAAACAUCUAAUGUAUGUUGAUGAAAUUUCUCCAGUCUUUCCUGCAUAUUACAUUAGUGCAGGUAGACAGAUAUCAACUGCAAUGUGACUGGUCGGCAGCCAAGCAAAUAUCAUGACGGUUUUAAUCUACUUUGAGUUCUAUUUUGGAUCUAGUUCAAAACCUCUUCCUUUAUUUAUGUUAAUGAGAAAUAAAAAGUAUCAACCAUCUGCCAAAGAGAGAUGCAAAUCUGUUCCGACUGCUACGCCUUCAAAGAAACACUUGUUUGUAUUGCUGAUUGAUGUGUUUGCAUUUGUGUGUGCGUGUGUGUGUUUUUCAGGUCUGGUGACGUCCCUGUCUGAGGGCUGGUACAGCCUCCUCCUGGACCUGCAGAACCGUCUCAACAAGGUCAUCAAGAGUGUGGGCAAGAUCGAGCACAGCUUAUAUCCUUUUUAUAUUCAGACGUACAUUACCAUCUGUCACCCAGACUGAGACGAGCUGCACUGACAGCUGUGGUGGACUUGUGGGCAGUGAGCCCAGAGAGUGACAGAGUGAUUACAGCCACUUUAAAUGGCACUGCAGGUGUUUCAGAGACGUCUAAUGCAUGGAACAGUCUGGAAGGAGCUACUUUGUCUCAUAACAUGACGGUUAUUUGUGCAGGAAACUGAAACUGUUAUACAGGAAAUCAAUCAAUCAAGAAGUGUUAUCGAAAUAUUUUUUUUUUCUCCGCACACGAAUUCUCGACAGUUUCUUGAUUAUUUUCAGGGAUUUCCUCUCAAAUUUGUAUCAUUGUCAGAGCGUCAGGGUUACACACACCCCCACAACUGUAAAUACGAGUCUGAGGAUGGAAGUUUCUAAAGUUUCUAGGUUUUAGUGACGACAACAUGUCAAAGUUUUCCAGACACAAACACACAAGAACAGGAAAUAAUGUACACACAAAGCCCAAAAACUCAGAUUUAUCUCAGCUGAAAUUUGGAUGUUACAAUUUCUCUGAUGUAGAUUGUUGGCAGAAAGAUGUGUGCUUCAGUUUAAAUAUAGUAAUUAACAGUACAAAAGGAGGUAUUAUGUAAAAUAGAUAAUUAUAUUUGCAAGAUAAUACAAUAUACAAGAUAAAGUCAGUACACUCCCUAUUACAAGUAAUGUAUUGCGCAAUAUCUAGAUGAGCAAAAGUACAAUUUCCAAAGUUUUGACAAAGCUGAGUUUAACAUCACAUUUUAUUUACCAUAAGAUGGAAAUAAGAAUGAUAUGGUGACUAAAAUUUAGCUUUGCUCCCAGAACUUUGAUUGGGGUGUACUCAAUUUUUGCAUCCCGUUUUUAAACUUUAAAAAAUACUUUUUUGUAUGCAAAUUAAAAAAUCUUAUUUGCAAUCAAUAGCAUACACCCAGGGGAGUAUUUUGAUGUAUAGUCUCACAUAGAAUGUGUUAAUUUUAAAAAGGAAACUAAAGGUUUUCUGACAACUCUGAAGGGGUUUACUCAUUUAUGCUGAGCACUGUAUGUAGUAGAUAUUGGACUGUGGUAAUGCAGAAGUGAGUACAAAUAUGACAGAAAACACGCAUGCAAAUAAAAACCCACAAAAAUGCGCAUCGGUUAAAACUAAAUGCUGUGGAUGGGUUUGUAUUAUUUGAAUAUUACUGCUAAUAUUGUUAAAUUAGAAUGGAUAAUCAUAAAAGAUGAGUCAAAAAAUACAAAAUUAAAUUUUCCCUUUCAGCAGAAAAGACCAUUUUGCACUAUCCCUCCAACAUAAAACGGUUUUAAUGUGUAAUCUCCAGCCUGAUAUUACUGAAGUCUUUAGUUAAUAGGAGUGUGAUAAAAGCUGGGUGAUUAGAGUUCACUUUUGAAGAAACUAUUCCCUGAAUAGCUUUUAUAAGGCUUCAUAAAAGAGGCAGGAAGCCUUUUUCUUUUAUGAUAUUUUUGGGCCGUUUUUUGUCUUUUUUGAAAGAACACCGAUCAAUAAAGAAAAGCUGUGAAUGUGGAGAAGGGAGAAUGGGAGAUGACAUACAUAAAUGGUAGCGGCUGAAAGGCUGACCCGCGAUCACAUUAAGGGUUAUAGUCUCUACAUAUGAGUCGUGCACUUUAAAUAACAAGUUAAACUGGGACCAUGAAAGGCUUAUUUUGAUCAACAGUUAGCCUGUGUGUCAUUUAUAAAGGCCAGUGUUUAUCAAACGUUACCCUGGAUCUAUUUUUUUUAACAGUGGUGUGAUCCAAAAAAGGGUUUUGGCGUUGACUUCGACACCCACAUCAGUCACUGUGAUUUUUACUGUAAUGGUUGUGUUCUCUAUCAUUUCUGUGUUUUUUAUGAUCAAUCUUCACAACUAUAGUAAAUUUGAGGACAGGGGGAAAAAAAGGAAGUCCACUUAAGUAGUUUUCUAUUUAGAUUAAACCUUCAAAGGUAUAAUUUAGAAACGACUCCAAAAAUCAAAGGUGAUUACUUUAUAUCAAGACGCUCCGUAUAAAAAUAGUUUGCAUUAAACGCCAUCUUCAGGCUGUACACCAGCUCUCUGCGGGGUCAGUGUUUUCCAUAUGAGAUCCUGAUAGGCUGACACCACCAGCCACCUGUUUAUAUGAGCACAGCUGCAUUUAUAGGACUUCUUAGACUUCAAGCUGAAUAUUUGUUGACUUAGUCAGAGAUAAAAUAUGUGAUGGUGUAGCUAAAGUGCAGUCCUCAGGAAAAGCAGCAGCCUUGAAUUGAUUUUUCCUUGACCUGUUGGCACUUGGAGGUCCUUUCACACCGAACGGAAGACGGAGCAGGCCACGGGAUUCAUCGAUGGGGAUCUGAUUGAGAGUUUCUUGGAUCUGGGCCGAGCUAAGAUGCAGGAGGUGGUCAGCACUCUGCAGGUAGGCGCUUAUCUCUAUUCACAGCCGCACUUAUAUAUGUUGCAAGAGAUGAAAUAUGAGUCUUGCCUUUCCUGUAAAUCUUUUAUCCCUCCCCGCUAGCUAUAGCUGUGUCUAGAGGCGCAAUGUUUUUAGGUUUUCUGUACAUCUUUCCAUUUAUAGGUCUGAUUCUUUUGACAAGGUCAUCUGAAGAAAGCCUUAGGGCAGUGGUUCUCAAGUCAAGUCCUCGAGGCCCCCCGUCCUGCAUGUUUUGGAUGUUUCCCUGCUCCAACACACCUGAUUCAAAUGAUCAGCUCGUUAUUAAGCUCUGGAAUGGCUUAAUAACGAGCUAAUUAUUUGAAUCAGGUGUGUUGGAGCAGGGAAACAUCCAAAACAUGCAGGACAGUGGGCCUCGAGGACUGGACUUGAGAACCACUGCCUAAGGGGACAUUUGACUCCAACUUCCUUUGGACUCAAGGUUAAAUUGAUCUAAUUAAUGAGUUGACAGCUCAGGAUCACUGUGCCUUCUGGGAAAAAAAAAACACCUUAGCUUAUUUCUUACAGUGUUAAAUUAUUAAAUAAUACAAACUAAAUAUAUCUUAUCCUAGAGAUCAAGUGUGUGUACAUGAGUAAUCGAACCAAAAAGAUAAGCAAACACGGCGAAGAAAUGACAGAAACUUUGCGAACAGACUUAAAAAUGUCCACAGAGGAGGAGGACUUGAUUGAAAAAGGUGAGCUACUUCAUAGCUCUGAGGCUGCUACAGCAACGACACGGUAAACCUUUCCUUUUAGCUUUGACUAAGGAACAGCUGGUGGGAUGAUCUCAAAGCUCUGCGGAGAUGUGCUGUGUGAAGCUUUAAAAACAAACAAAAACACCUUAAAAAUCAAUCCUGACCUUGAUCGAUGUCGGCGUCGUGACAAAAAGUAGAGCAGAACGUGGUGAGGACAUUUCACCUGCAGAGAUUUAGAGCAGCUCGAUACCACAGCUUUAUCGCACAGUUUGUCUACAAAUAAUUAACUAUUAGCUAUACCAUUUAUAAACUAAUAACCUUGAAAUUUGUUUAAUAAUUAUUCUCGGAUCCUUUUACUUCUGCUUCUUCUACGUUAUCAGUUUGGCAUUUGUCUACUUCACUGGUUCUGAAUCAAUAAAAAAAAUCCUGAAUUCCCAUCACUAACAGCAUUACAUCAAGGCUGCUUACCUGAGACUGAUAAAGAAUCCAAACCCUGUCCUCACAGAUCAUAGAUAACUUGAGCGAGAUUAUACAGCCUCUGUAGAUUUAAUCCAUGGAUCUCUACAGAUAUAAAAUAUUUGAAUUUAAUCUUUGACUGGAUUGGAUGUGGGAACCCUCAUCUGUUGCAGCAUGAAAUGAGGUAUACCGUCAGAUUUCCAACAAGUUCUGUUAUUAACUUGAACUCCCAUGAGUUUGUUUUCUGUGAAACUCCCAAUGCUUAUCAAAUUUCUCAUUGCUGACUGAAUGACGGUUUCUCCGCCUUGGAAAACGUCACCGUCUCCUCAUCUAGAUACUGUGUGACAGUGUCUGGAAGGCGUUUGUGUCCAUCACUUUCAGCGUUGCGUUUGGCAGCUCUGGCGAAGGCUUCACCAACUCUGAGCUGUCAACUCACUCAGGCAUGAACUGAUCUGCACUGGAGGGGGCGGCGCUGAAUUUUCAUACUACCACGUCUGAAUCAGCUGGUUCAACUCUUUUCAUUUGGUGACGCCACAGCCCGUGUUGUACGUCGGUCUGUUAUGCUCCAUGUUUAGCCUGUUAAUAUUUCAUUUUGGCGAAGAUGCGCUAAAGAAUAAAGAGACUGAUAAAACAAUGGCUGAUUAAAUCUCACUACAAUGUGAACUUAAUGCAGUAAAAUUUAUAGGGUUGCUUUCUUUGUUAAUUGAAUCCUUUUGUUGUUGUUAAAUUAACAUAAAUAAAGGCACAUUAAUCAUAACAUAUGGCAUAAAAUCCACGUGGGAAAUAAAGGUUAAACACUAAAUCUUCCAGGGAAGGACCUAAUCCAUUUCCAAGGUAAAAAGCAAACGCGUGAUAACAGCUUGAUAAAAACACGAGCCGACGAUCUGAUAAAACUCAACAUGAGAUCCUAUUUAAGAAAACGCCUAAGGUACAGUAAAUGCUACAACUCAAGAUAGGAAGGUGAAGUAAUAAUAAUAAAGUGGAGGUAAUAAAUAAGACAUUACAAACCCAAAAGAUUGAUCGGGGAAAAGUGAGUAGGAUAAUAAAAAAGAUGAUCUACUGAAGUGAAAGAGAAUAAGACAAUAAAGUUCUGGAGGAUAAUCCAUAAAAACAAACUACAAUGAUACACUAAAACAUAAAAAAUAACAAUCUAUAACAAUAAAAUAACAGGAGACCCUAUAAAACAGACUUGUGUGUGAAAUAAUUAAACAUACUGUUACAUAAGAUUGAAAUUGGUCGGUGUUGAGAUUUGUUUUUCAGAUGAUUCAUGUUGGCAUGGUUUUGUUUCAAGGACAGUGUGUUAAUAGAUUAUCAUUGGGUAAAAAUAUCCUCUGUCCAGACCUGACUCGCAUUGUUAUUCUGCUGGAAACACUGACGGGUGUAAACUGGAACUUGAACGGUCGGCUGAGCCAUAAAACUGCGGGGCGAUAAUUCAGGUUUUAUCCUGCGAUCAUGAAAGGAGUUAUUCAGCAUUGUGAGCACACUGAAUGGCUUCAUACUCAAAGGGAGAUUAAGCACGGAGGCAUUAAGCUAGCUCAACAGCCCUCUCUUUGCCAGGCUGUUGGCACGCCUCGAAUUGACCUGUAAUUGACACAAAUAUUAAAGUUCAUUUUAUAACAGCUUGUUAUUAGAGCCAGGACCUCUGCUCCGGCAACAAGCUCACUCUGUUCUCCCAAAAAAACAUCUGCUGAAGAAGCAAACUAAUGCUGUGCUGUCACUUGUGUUUUUGGAUUUCAGCAACAUUGAACUCUCAGAGACCCCACAGACAGUUUUAUUAGCUGUUCUUUUGCUGUUUGAGAGAGAGCUGGGAAUUAGACUCAUGGCAGAACAGGUGGCAAAAUCAGUUUUGGCAGAUAAAUAAAUGAGCAUAUUCUGCCGUGUCUCUCCUUGCUCUCAUAUUUUUCUUUUUAAAUCACACCUUUAGCUCAUAAACAAAACACUGCUCCCUUGUUUCUCUUCAGUCAAGGCUGAUAAAGACAGUCCAAUAUACAGGGAUGAUUUCUUCGCCAGGGAGCUGCUCUUUAGAGCUGAAAUUCAACUGAAGCUGAACCUUUGCUGCAAAUAUAAAUAUAAUACAGCAUUAGCGGCUGACUUGUGCUUUUGCUCAGAUAGGGGUAAGCGAUGCACUAGUUUCACUAAUGUCACGGUUUGCAUACAAUACUGUUAGCAUGUGUUUUGGUUUAUGUACACACAUUUUGAUUAUGAUAGAGGAUUACCAGUCAUGGUGGUGAGAAAAUGAGAUCAGACUGAACCCUGGUCUUUUCCCCCUGGUCCGCCCAGCUUCUCCAGAGCAGAGCCAAAGAGCACCAUGUCCUCUUCAAGCUAAACUGGUUUUAAUUGUUAACCAUAAAAAUGAAUUGUGGCGCAGCAGUCAGGUGGUGAGGGAACACUCCUGUGGGUGUCUGCAUCUUUGUAACAAAGGGUCAACCUGCUUGAAGGUGUUUUUACUCAUGACUUCAUUCUUCCAAGAUAAUUAAAAGAAGGCAGACUCGAGGUCAAAGAGCAACUGCAACUCCUGACGCUAAUUGUAGCUCCGGGGAAGCUCAGUCAACUUACAUUUCAUUAAAACGCGUUUCAUCCUUGACCAAUUUUUCACAAUAAAAGCCCCCAGUUAAGUUGUUGAAGGAUCUUUAUUCAGAAACAGCUUCAUGGAGGAGUGACAUGCUUUCAGCAGUAGCAAAAGAAGCAGUAGGGGUGGGAGAAAAAACCGAUUCAACAUACUAUCAUGAUAUUUUGUCUGGUGAUAAAUCGUAUCAUCUCAUUUACCAAGUAUCAGUUUUUAAAAUUAAGUCAAAUCUAUGAUAACGGACAAAAAUAAAAUCAACUGUUUGUCGAGCAUAAAUAAGACAAACAUAAAAGAGAGGCAAAUGCUAAAUUAGCUAAAAAGUGGGAAAAAAAUUUGUAAAUCGCAAUAUAUUGUAUCACAAUACUCACUGAAUAGCAAAAAUGUAUCGUAAUAUCGUAUCAUGGCCCAAGUAUCGUGAUAAUAUCGUAUCUUGGGGCCACUAGUGAUUCCCUCCCCUGAGAAGUAGUGUUGAAACUCAAAAGGACUCAAAUUUUAAAAAAGGUUAGUAAAAAAAUUGUGAACUGGGAUGCAGAAGAGGAAUGAGAAGUCCGAUCACACAGAUUCAGUUCGUCGCCUCAGCAUACUGUGACUCAAUGCAAAGUGACAUGAUAAAAUAUAUCUUUCUUUUGUCUGAGAGACAAACAUGUCAAGAAUCGCAUUGCAAAAUUGUGUGAGGGGUAGACAGAGUCAAACAGGUGAAUAUGCCAAUCCCUUUUUAUCUCUGUUUUACUGUGAUAAAAUAGGUCUACCACAAAAAGAGAAAAAAUAGAUACUGUGUUGUAAAUUCUAGGCCGUGUCGCCCGCCCCUAUGCCUUAAAAACAACCACUCUCAACCUGAUCUGUCGUUUUGUUCUCUACUAACUACAGCUAUUGUUCUAGACUAGAGCUAAAACUAUCAACUGUUCUGGAAGUAAAAAUCUAGAUAUGAGCUUGGUUCAUUGAUUGUGUUCUUGCUCUGAAAGCAUCAAAAACAAUUAGAAAUGUCUGUGAAAGUUUCCUGGAGCUAUGGGUGAUGCCAUCUGAUACUCAGCUAUUCAUUCAAAACCCUGACAAACUGAGUCUGAUAUAAUUAUGAGAGAAGGCUAAAUAGUUGAAGCUUUUGUCAAAAACCUAGAGCAUUCAAUUUUUGACAGUUACGCAUAAAAACAUCUUCAAUUAUUGAUCCAUUUGAACUGGUAAAAGGAUUUUUUUUCUCCGCAACUGAAAAACUUUGAUUCAAAUGUGUAAAAAAUGAUGAUAAACUGAAAUAAAUUGAGGCUGAGAACAGAAAAAGCCAAAAACAAACAGAAUGCAAACUGAGCUCAUUGUUCUGUUUAUUUGAUGUCUCUAUUAAGAUUAGAGGGAAAGAGAGAAGCAGAUAAAAAAUGGUGUGAUUAAAAAACAUUGCAGAAAAGAUAAAGAACACCCUGGAGGUCAUAAAAUAAUCCAACUUUUAAAAACAAAUGUAAUAAAAAGGCAGAAAUGUCAAAGUGACUAAGUACCGUUUAGACUUGAUGAAAUAGUUCAGGCCCAGACCUCCAUCUCUGAACCUCUCUGCUUGUUUUGUUCCCGUCAUGUGAUGCUUUUUUAGCUCUGCGUGAGCUUCCCUGAGAAACAGAGGUUAACCGUUUGCUGACGUUCAAUUUCAGAUCGAUGACGGCAGCGGCAUGAAGCGUGAAGCUACAGUGGACGAGGUCAUUAAGAUUGUGGAAGAGCUGACAAGGAUCCACUAACCUCCACCACCAUCGGGGGCCCCUGCUGAGUUUCCAGGAGGGUCCCAAGAACCAGUGAAACAACAACAGAGGGGGUAGACGGUUUGGGUUCUGCAGAUUUGUAAAUAGUUAUAAAUACACAGUGUGUGCAUGUUCGUCCUUCAGACUUCAGUGAUUUGUCAACGUUAGGCCCUGAAGGUGCCACAUGACGAGCCCAGCACUCCUCGUGUAGAGAUGAGUCUCUGGGGGAAGUGCGUAGCAUCCUGUUUGGACAACAAAAAGACCAAAGUCGAGACAUUGGUCUGUGUGUGUUUGAGUUUGUGUGAGUGCAUGUGUGAUUGCGUCUGUGUGGAAUAACGUGUGACUAUGAAUAGGACAAACACCCAGAGAUUUUCUCCACCAAAAACCCUUUCUGGGAUAUUUGUGACUGAUAAUUACAGGUUUGAAAUGAGCAAAUCCUUCACACCCACAAUUUAAACCCGACUUUUUAAGUCCGUUGUUGAAGUCUGGAAGAAACCAGGCUGUAUGAUAUACAAAAUGAGGAAAAUGAUAGAUUUAUAGCUAUUUUGUCUUUGUGAUGUUUUCUUUGUUUAUUCUAAUAAACUUUGCUUUAGUACUGUUAA